AAAUUCAAUGCUAUCAUGGCUGAUAGCACAGAUGAUCCAGGCAAACAUAAGGAUCCAACCAUAGAUGAUGCCGGCGGCGGCCGCGUUGCCGGAGGAGGAGGAGUAGCAGAGGAGGCAGUAGGAGGUGUGAGUAGUCCACCUCCAAUACCAGCUGUUCGUCGUCGACGUGCGCAUGAGCGAAAAACGCAAAGUGAAGAAAAUGUUGAGGAACAUCAGGAGCAGAAGCAGGAGCAAGAGGGAGAGGCCAAACAGCUGGAGACAUCGACGGUGACGCGUACUUAUAUGAAAACCAUAACGACAUCUCUAAGCACCACCUCCAGCAGUACAACCAAUGUAGAACAAGUGGUGCUGGAUUCACCGCAGCAACGUUUGCGUCAAAAGGUUGCCCAAUAUGAGAAGGUAUGGUCGGAUGGUGGGGCUGCCGGACAGAAGCGAGCGGCUGAGCAAACAGCUGAUGAACUUCGGCAGGAUGCCCGUUAUGAUGACGACUAUGAUGCGGAGAAUCCCUUUGAUAUUGAUGUCCAUGAGAUUGAACGUCGUUUGAGGGAGGAGCGACAGCGUGGCUUGGCGGAAGCAGAGGCAGCCAAAUUAGCCUUCCAGCAGGUCCACUUGCGUCAUGCCACACCGUCGCCGCGUCGCGUAGAAGUGACCAGUGAACAUAUCUCUAGUCCCUUCAAUGUGACCUUGAAAACGACGAGCCGCAUGAGUCCCGGAGCCGAUUCCGGCAAUGUGGAGGAACAGUUGUCGCCAUUUAACGUUACCCUACGUACCACUCGCCGUAAAACGGUCAAGAAGGAUCUGUCCCGUCAAAUGGAAUUGGAACAGUUUUUGGAUGGUGAACGACGAACAGUGCGAGAAGUUCCCGCUGCUGACGGAGUACGUACCAUAAUCACAUCAUCCAUGACCAGUGAUGGAGGCUAUGCCGAUGAGAAAAUUUAUCGUCACGGCGAGGGUUAUGUAUCACCACGAGAUUCGCCCUCUUGGUCGCGUUCCAGUUACUCCAGUGAGAGAUCUAGUGUCACUCCACCAAAAAGUGUUGACAUGACAGCCGGUGGUAGACGCAUACUGAUUAAACUGGAAGAUGAACACGAACUACUGGAGGAGCACCACCAACAACAUUCGACCACUUCCUUUAAGGAAGAACUGCACGACGAGACUGAUAGCUCGGUGCGGUCACGCAUUAGACAAUUUGGUGGCCAAGACGAAGUCAUGGCAACCGGCAACAUUGACAUUACCGUGGGCAGUAGCAACAACCCUCGCCGGCGUUUGUACCAGCAAACAACAUUGCCAGCAACUCUAGUUGGUGGUGGCAACGAGACGCCACAACAACAGCAACUGCAACACCAACACCAACAACAGCGAGAACGUCCCCGGGAAUUGGUAACGAAGACAAUGCUAACUCAGACAUCCACACCAAUUGGCACGAAGGAGCAACCGCAAACAACAAUUGCCAGUUCACCAGCAACGUGCCAAUUGCGCGGUUCUUCAACGGAAGAAUCCCGGAAAAUUGUAAGCCACAAAACGAUCAAAACGACUCACACCACAUCUUCGUCCUCGUCCACGUCAACGUCGCGUAAAUCAAUUGCCGGUUCGGUGUCUCCAGCCGGCAAUAUAUCGUUUACCUCCUCGCAAAUCCGUGUCGGUCAAGUUGAGUCCCCCGUUGAUAAUGCCGAUUUAAUUGAUAACGAUUCCGAUACGGAAGGUGUUUUAGCCAGCAGUCUAGUGAUUGUACCCUCACCGUCUCGCUCUGCCACGCCUUCGUCUGCAUCAAUAACGCCCACUACUCCGCACACUCCUCUUACUCCGCACACGGCACACGCCCUCAGCGGCGUUGGCACUUUCAGCAAGAGUCUGCGUCAGGAUUAUCAGACUCAAGUACAGCAAAGUAGCCGCAGCAGCAACGAAAACGAAUAUCAGGAAUUCCAAUCCACCAUGGCGUCAAUCAAUUUUGCACGCAGUAAUUCCCAAUAUGAUAGCCAUAUCAAGGAGAAACGAGAGGAGCAAGAACGUGUGCAAAAGAAGACAUUCACUAAUUGGAUUAAUUCAUACCUAUUGAAGCGUGUUCCACCGCUUCGUAUUGAUGACUUAAUCAAUGAUUUACGCGAUGGCACAAAGCUAAUCGCAUUGCUCGAAGUACUAUCCGGUGAACGAUUGCCCGUGGAGAAGGGCCGUGUACUGAGACGUCCACAUUUCCUUAGCAAUGCCAAUACAGCCUUACAAUUUUUAGCCAGCAAACGCAUCAAAUUGGUCAAUAUUAACCCGGCAGAUCUGGUGGAUGGGAGACCACCAGUUGUGUUGGGUCUGAUAUGGACAAUUAUAUUGUACUUCCAGAUCGAGGAGAAUAGCCGCAACCUAGAAUAUUUGGGUCAUGGUAUUGGCGGUUCGGUUAGCUCGCUCGACAGUGUUGGCAAUCAGAAGCAUGGCGAUCUUAAGGCUGAGAAAUGGAAGCAAGGUGCCCGUAAAACAUUACUUAACUGGGUGACAAAUGCCUUGCCAAAAGACAUUGGUGUAGAGGUGAAGGAUUUCGGCGCCAGCUGGAGAGAUGGUGUCGCUUUCCUAGCACUUAUCGAUGCCAUUAAAGCGAAUUUGGUUAAUUUAGCUGAGCUAAAGAAGGCCAGCAAUCGUCAACGUUUGGAAACUGCUUUCGAUGUGGCCGAAAGUAAAUUAGGUAUUGCCAAACUUUUAGAUGCCGAGGAUGUGGAUGUACCGAAACCGGAUGAGAAGAGUAUAAUGACAUAUGUGGCGCAAUUUUUGCACAAGUACCCUGAACCAAAGGGUGCAUCACGCGAUCAAUCACAUGUUCAGCAAGAGGUUGAUGAAUUGCGUCGCUUUUUGAUUGAAAAGACCAACGAAUAUGAACCCAUGGUUAGAAUGAAUUCAUUUCCACGUGAUUUUGGUGAAUAUCUUUUGGCCCGUUCUGAGGUCGAUGCCCAUUUGGCGGCCUACAAUCGUUUGAAACAAUUGAUCGAGAGCCAGAGUGGUUUUCUGCAAAUCUCUCACCAAUCGUGGAAUGAGAUAAACGAAUUGUGGCAACGUCUACAAUACCAGAUGAUGUACUGGCUCUGGUUAUUGGAUUCUGAGUUGCCUGGUGAAUUUGGCACAGUCGGCAAAUGGUUGGCCGAAGCCGAAAAACUGUUAAUGGACAAUGAGAUACCCAAUGCCAUGAAUGAAGAGACAGCUGCUGUGAUUAGUCGAAAACUAGAAGAGCACAAGCUAUUCUUUGCCGAUUUACCUCGUAUUUUGGCCAUGUUCGAUAAUGCCAAACGUUCGCCUUUGGCCCAAAAAGUGCCUCUUGAACAAUUAAGAAAUUUGGAAAGACGUCUGCAAGAGGUUGGUCCCAAGGCGGCUGAACGUAGGAUACGUUUGAAGUUCUUGGAGCACAAAUGCUGCUUGAUUGCCUUCUUGAAUUUGGUCGAGAAUAAGAUGAGAGGCUGGACGGGCAAAUAUGGUCACGAAGAGAAGGUGGCCCAACAAUUGGAGCAAUACAAGAACUUUGUGUCACGCAAUAAGAUUUUCCAAGAGUUCCAAAAGGCUUUCGUCGACAUGCAACAAGUGGUCGAGGAAUACAAACGGGAAGGCAAUGUCGUGGGCAAGGAUGUGACUGAAAUUGAUCGCUUUAUGUAUGAAACUGAAGAGCGCUGGAAGCGUGUGUCCAUGGAAUUGAAAUGUUGCCAAAAUUCACUGGAAGAAGUCGUCAACUGUUGGCGCAAUUGGAAUCAAUUGGCGCCUAAUUGCGAGGAAUGGCUGAAUCUGGCCGAACAGAAACUCAAUCAGAGUGAAGAUGAGCGUUUGGAAUUCUUCCAGGAUAUCCCAGUGUGGAAGGAUAAAUUCGAUGCUUUGGCCAAUGCUGGAAACUAUUUAAUAGCCUCCUGUGAAGAGCCCAUUGCUCAGCAGCUCCGACAAUUACACGGAUCGCUGGCUGAACGCUUUGAUCGUCUUUUUGCCAAUACCAAGCAAUAUAUGCAUGCUGGAGACAUUAUACGCUCUCGCCAGGAAUACAAGUCCGGUAUUGAGCAGCUUUCGAAAUGGGUACGCAAAGCGGAGGGUAUUUUGGAUCAGCGUCAAGUUCUGGGCAAUAGCCAGCAAAUACAACAAUAUGGUCAACAAUUGCAACAAUUGGCUAGUGAAAUUGACGACAAUGAGGAGCUGUUCAAGACCAUUAGUCGCAAUUUCCAAUCUCUGAUACAGGAUCUGAAGCGCGAAGAGGUUGACAAAAUGAUGAAACUACUCAAACAGGAGAAGGAAUCAUUGGUGCGCAUUCGCGCUCAAUUGCCAGCCAAACUGCAUCUCUAUCAUCAACUGCAAAUUCAGCAAGAAUCCCUAGAGGCCGGACAGAAGGAAAUCCAUCAAUGGUUGAGCGAAGCAGAACAGCUUCUGAAUACCCAUAACCUAACUGGUGGACGGGAUUCGAUAAACGAACAACUGAACAAGCACAAGACUUACUUCUCUCGCACUGUCUACUACCGAUCCAUGUUGGAGAGCAAGAACAAGGUUUUCCAGAAUCUAUUGAAGGCUGUGACUGUCGAUGAUAAGAUUGAUACAGCUCCAGCUGCCCAACAAAUGCAUCAGUUGAAUGAACGCUUCAAUUAUGUCAUACAAAAUGCCCAAGAUUGGGAACACCGUCUGGGUAAUGCCGCUGGUAAUUGGAGUACUUUCAAGGACAAUGAACGAGUGGUCAGCGAAUGGCUAACCCAAGCAGAGUCCAUGCUGAUUGAAAAACAUAUCGAGUCCAAGACGACAAUUGAAACUCAAAAGUAUUUCUUUGAACAAGUCAAUGAUCGUUGGAUGAAUGAUUUGGUGCAUUCAGCCCAGGAAUUGCUCACCACCCUGCCUCCACCAGAGCAGCCAAGUGUUGUUCAUAGCGUUGAACAAUUGCAAAAUCGAUGGAAGAAUGUCCUUUCACAAGCCCCAUUGCAUCUGUUGAAGCUUGAGUUCCGUCUGGACGAGAAUGCUUUCUAUCAGUCGUUGAAGGACGUUGAAAAAGAACUUCAACUUGAACAACAGGCCCUUAACCGUAAUGAGGACGUGGACUCUAUUCUGCAACGGAAUCAACAGUUCCUUUUGCAACAAGAUGCUGUUCCCCGUUUGGAAAGGUGUCUUCAGAAUAUGCAACGUUUGGCCCAAGCUCAUAGACAGCAGCAACCUGGAGAUAUUAGUCUUGAUCAGGCCUACGAUCAAGCCAAGGCACAAUGGCAACUAAUGUCCAAUAAACUGGGUGAUAUGCGUCAGACUUUGCAGCAGAUUCCAGCCCAAUGGCAGGGCUAUCAUCAGAAAUUCAACGAGAUGAUUGAUUGGAUGAACACCGUGGAUCAGAGCCUCAAGAAUAUAGUGAAUGAGGUCAACACCAUGGAGGAAUUUGAGAAGGAGAAGGUUGUUUUCCAGAAAAUCUGUCAAGAUGCCGAUAACAAACGAGAGGACAUGAAAUGGUUGGUCAAAACUCUCGACUCUCUGCUCAGCUAUGCCACGGAAGAUGAAGCCAAUUUGGAGCAAAAGAAAUUGGAAGAUUUAAUUGCACGCUAUAAGAAUCUUAUUCCCACCAUUGAGAUUACCAUGGUCAAGACGGAAGUGUUCUCCAAAUGCUACACUUAUCGUCGUGAAGUCCAUGAGGUUGUGUGCCUGCUAACAAAGGUUAAGGAUCAGACAGCCAAUAUACCAGCACCAGACAGUCUGGAGCGUGUCAAUCGAUUAAUUGAAGAGCAACAAUAUGCCAUUAAUCAGCUGGAUCACCAGCGUCCUCACAUAAUGUCCAUGUUGCAACGUGGACGUGAUCUUAGCAAGGAUGUGCAUGCUCCAGCAUUUGUCAAUGCCGAAGUUAAGAAUCUAGAAACUGGCUGGAAUCAUGCUUACACUGAAAGCUCUGAUAAACUGCAAGCCCUGAAGGGUACUCAAGCAGUGUGGACAGAAUUUGUUGAUCAAAAGAAUGACAUUUUCUCCAUGCUACAGACAGCAGAAACUGAACUGAGAGCCUUAACCCCACUGCAAACUGAUCCCAAGAAUGUUAGCCAAGAUUUGAAAUCAAAGAGGGAUUUGAAUGUCCAACUGCAACAGGCAUCUCACCAAUUGUUGCCCAAAUUGCAUGCUUUGAAAUCCGAACUGGCACCGCUAGCUGCAGCUGACAAGCGUCCCAUUCUGGAGAAGGAAGUCACCGAGGUCGAGAAAAUGUUCUUCAAUACCAUGGAACAUGUCAAAGAUCGCGUCGGCUAUCUAGAAGAUUACAGUGCCAAAUGGAACAACUACAAGACACGCCUGGCCGAGCUACAGGAAUGGGCCAACAAGGUGGCACCCAAAAAUAUAGAAGCCUUGCAGUCCGAGGAUCUGACGCCCGAAGAGCGGGUAGUUAAAGUGCAAUCCUUUAAGCGUGUGUUGGCCGAUCGUAUGAAACAACUGGAUCUACUGGCUGCCGACGCUUCCGAACUGGCUCCGAAGGAAGGCAACAUUGCUGAAGCCAAACGACUCAAGGGCGAGAUUAGCAAACUGCAGGAAGUACUCAGUGCCAUCAAUCGUAAUGUGGACCAUCAGGCUCAGGCUGUACAGGAGGAUCUGGUCAACUGGCAGCAAUUCCAAGCUGGCCUCCAACAAAUCAAGCCCGCUGUGGAGCAAAGCGAAGUCAAGGUAAAUAAUGUAGUUUCUAAACCCAUCACCCUUGAAGAAGCCGUUGCCAUGCAACAGAAUGCCCAACAAUUUGAAACACAAUGCCAGGAGCAAUUGGACAAGCUCCAUGGCAUUUCCAAUAUCAGUCAUAAAAUGUUAUGCAAAACCAAUGCCCCUGAUGAAUUAGAUGCCAUGCACUCCCGUUGGUCGGCGGUGCAUGAAAAUGCCAAACAGGCCACCAAUAAGCUAGAAAAAUUGGUAGCCAAUUGGAAAUCAUUCGACGCGGAAGCAGCUAAACUCGAAGAUUGGGUUAACCAGGGUGAGCAGGUCAUGGGUAAGCGUCCUGCCGUACUCAACACCCCUCAUAUCGAUAAGCUUGAAAAGGAAUUGGUUAAACUAAAAUCCUUCAACAAUGAGAUUUCUCAGCAGCAGGCUAAACUGGUGACCUUAGGUCAGAAUGCAGAUCAAAUUAGUUUGCACUUGGCUCCAGAGGGAGCUGUUGCAUUGAAGGAUCGUGUGAAUCAACUUAAGGGUAAGCUGCAAAAACUUUCCGAGGCUACACGAGGCAAUAUCAACGAAGUCUCUGAUGCCAUUAUAUCGCGUCAAGACUUUAACGCCAAGCUGGUUAAUUUCUCCAACUGGAUGGAACAGUUACGAAAUCAAAUCACACAAGUGGAGGAAAUUAAUCCGGAACGCGUGGAGACCAGUCUACAUGUCAUUCACGCUCUACUCCAAGAACAUGCUGACAAAAAACCAAGUUUUAAUGCCAUCUAUGAUGAAGUUAAACAGUUGGCUUUGGGAGCCACUCCUGAAGAGUCGAAUGCCCUAAAUGAUGCUUACACUGCGCUGGUGGUCAACUAUCAGAAUCUGGAGACCAAUAUGCUUCAAAAGAAGACUGCUCUGGAAAAAUGGACAGAACUUUUGGGCUGGAAAAAUGAUACGGAAUCCCAUUUGAAUUACUUGAAACAUCAGUUGGACAAACCCGAGGCACCAUCUGGUGAAGAGCUUAACAAGGUUAUCGAAGAAAUUGAUAAUCUUGGCCAAGGUUUGUCUUACUGGAAGGGCCAGGCUAAGGAAAUUGAUGAAAAUCCAGCUAUUCAACUGAGAGAUGCUCUGUCGCGACGUCCCCUAAUAGCCACUCAAAUUGUCAAUGAUGUGGAAAAUAAAUUAGAGAACUUGAAACUGCGCUCCCAAAAUCAACAGCAACAACUUCAACAGAUGACCGUGCGCAAGGAUAAGUUCCAUGCCCUAGAGCAUAACUUUGGCCAGGCCUUGCAAGAGAAUCGUGAUAAGUUGGACCAAAUUCUCAAGCAGCAUCCUACACUAAGCAAUAUUGAUCAGAUUAUAGCCGAUCUUGUGGCUCUUAAUGAUGCCCUCAAAUAUCAAGCUGAUCUUAAGAAUCGCAUACAUGAUGAGGGCUCAUUGCUCAUGCGUGAGGAUAUUGCAAGUAUGCCGGCUAUCCAAGAAAGUCUUUUGCAUCUGGACAAGAAUUACGAUUCGCUGCAAAAUGAGAUUGCCGAUCGCAUCCAGAAAUACAAUUUGAUCAGUCAAGCCCUACGCGAGUAUGCCGAAUCUAAGGAUAAGCUAUCGAAAGAACUCAAGAAAGCCGAAGAUUUGUUCAAUGGAAUUCCUAAGCAGCCGCGUGAUGAAACGGAACUUCAACAAGCUUCUGAAAAAACCCGCAAGACCAUGGAACAGUUACGUAAAUCAAAACUUAAUGUGGACGAACUUGAACGUCGUGGCAAUCAUGUGGCCAAAUUAUUCAACUCUAUUGGCGAAGCAUCUCCGCAGGAUAUACCCCAGGAAGUGGCUGCUGCUAAACAACAGUGGCAAGAUCUGCACGACAAGACAGCCAAGAAUGCUCAUGUCUAUGAGACAGAGGCUGUCAUCUGGUCACAAAUUGAAGAUGCCAAAAAGGAUCUGUUACCCUGGUUGUCGGAAACCAAUCAAGGUCUUUGCGAUGCAGCCGAUAAUUCCAUUGAAAUUGAAUUUGGCCCCAUGCGUUUGAGCAAAUACCGCACUGAACUACCAUCGUAUCAAGCUCUAAAAGACACCAUUGCUGAGAAGACCAAUGACCUUGUGAAGAUCAACAAUGGAGUGGAGAUACCAGCUCUUACAGCUCUUAACCAAUUACUUGGUGAACAAUUCGCAGAAGUUAACAAUAAUGCGGAACGUUUGAGUGCCGUCACUACCUCCUUCAAUGACCAGGAACAAGAGCUUCGCAAACGCUCCAAGAACGCCGGCGAGCAGGUCAGCAAGCUGCGAGAGCAACUCAUUAAAUGUGACGACAUGUCAGGUGAUAAUAAUAAGAUUAUGGAACGUUUGCUACAAUGUCGUGCAAUUCGUGCAGAACUUGAUCAAAGUGGCAAUGAGAUCGAUAAUAUCAAACAGAAAGUCGAUGAACUACGUAAUCUCUACCCCACCUUCAACGAGUCGAUUAUUCCUAAGGAAUUGAAUAAUGUGCAGAAACGAUAUGAGAAUGUCGAUUUGUAUGCCAAAAAGAUUGAAGGUUCAUUGCUGCAGUUCCUUAAGAAAUUCCAUGCCGAUAAGGUGGGUAUGCUUAAGCGCAUCAUUGCCACACAGCGAGAGAAGGUAGCCUGGUGUCAACCGGAAUCCUCGAGUGAUAAAUACAAUUUGGAUGUGAAGAAGUCGUCUCUACAAGAAGUUGGCAAGAGCAUCGAUGACUGCAAGGCCAGACAUGCGGAAACUCUCAAGUCUCUGGAAAUGCUAAAAGCUGUAGAGUCUCCACAGAAUUUGGCAGAACUUUCCAGCGAUGCCGAUCUACUUAACAAGGACAUGCAAGCUCUACAAGAUAGCUUUAAUAAAAUCAGAGGUAUUCUCGAUGAGAAUGUUGAUUUGUGGUCACAAUAUGAGCAAUCCAAUGAGCAAAUUUCCAAUUGGCUGCGCGAUGUCGAGGGACGCAUUAAGGCUGAAACCAGCAGUCAGGUAAACUUACCGGAAGUACCGCAAAAACUUCAAGAAUUAGCCAUUCUCCAGCAGGAUGUCCUGGCUCAUGAGCCAAUCAUUAAUAACCUGGAGCAAACCUCUCAGCAACUGAUUGAAAAGAAUCCCGAGGCCCGCAUUGGUCAAUUUGUUACACAUUUGGUACAGCGCUAUCAGACAGUAUCCAAGGGUCUGGCUAAUCACAUUGACAAAAUCCGUAAUGCCCAAUUGUCGAAUACGAACUUUGCUAAGGCGUCGAAGGACUUUAAUGAAUGGUUUGGUGAUGCCAAGAUUGAGUUCCAGGAGCUUGCAAGAAUGGGCUCUCCCGGAUCAUCUUCUGCAACAGCACAGCAAUUGCAGACCAUCAAGAAUUAUCUUAAGACCUUUGAUAAUGGACAGUUGUUGCUAAACAAUGCUGUAGAUAUUGGUGAGGCUCUCUAUCCGGUUGUAUCGCCUGAAAACCGAGAACGCAUUCGCGCUGAUCUUCGUCAGAUGAGAGAGAAGUAUGAUUACCUAAGGGAUGAAGCCAAUGCCUUGAUGCAACAAGUUGAGGGAGUUCUUAUACAAAAGACUUCAAUCGAGGAAAGCUACACACAGGUAUCCCAUUAUCUCAAUGAAUCAAAAGCUAAAGUCACCGCUGGUGAUGAACUCUAUCCCACAUUGGCCACCAAAAAGGCCGCCUUGCAAAACUACAAGACUCAAUUGCAGGAAAUUACAUUGCAUAAGAAUGCACUGAAGCAAUUGCACGACAAGGCAGUUACCCUUUGCGAUGAUGAAUCUGAGCGUAAGACAGAUGAUUCCAUUCAAGAGUAUAAUGCGCUCUCUAAAAAACUGACAGAUCGCAUUAAUACUGUGGGCAACCAGGUAGUUAAACAUGAGGCCUAUGAUCAAGUAUUGGAGAAGGCUCAAGAUUGGUUAAACACCAUCAAAUCAGAGGCCAUCGACAUUCUGAAUGAGACUACCUUUGAGAAGGAAGGUGCGGAAGAAAAACUUGUUGUGGUGGAGAAUCUCCUGGAGCACAAACCGGAAGGAGAUUCCAUCUUUGACACUUGCCACAAGCUCUUGGAGACAGUUUUGACUCAAACCCAUCCCAAUGGUCAUCCAGCAUUGCUUAAAGGUUUCGACGAGCCCAAACAGGCAUGGGAAGAUUUCAUGACAUUAUGUCAGGAUUCGUUGGUUAAACUAAAGCAGCUUUGUUCAAAAUGGGAUGAAUUUGAUACCAUUAUUGAAGAGCUUGACAACUGGAUGAAGAACGUUGAGGCAGUGGUGAAGAAUCAGAGCUUAAAGAGCACCGCUGAGGCCAAGAGCGCUUAUCUGAAACAACUGCAGGAUAUUGCCAAGGAUAUAGAACGCCGAGGUAAUGCCAUCAAUCAGCUAAUGGAUCAAGGACGUGAAAUUGAAGGCGAAACCGAUUUGAAUCUAAAGCUGUCGCGUUUGAAUACACGCUAUCAGACAUUGAAGAAUCUGUGCAAGGAGUCGAUCGCCAAGUAUGUGAACUAUGCAAAGGAUCAUGAAAGUUUCGACAAUGACUUUGAAAACUUCAAGCAGAGCUUGCAAGAAUCAGUUAAUGAGCUGGAAAAACUUAAUGAUAUUGUUGGUGAUCAAAGUGCCCUACAAGAUCAGCAGAAUAAAUUACGUGAGAUGUCUGAUAAGCGGAUCUCUGAUUCCACACUCUUUGAAGGACUCAUUGAUCGUGGUGAGAAAUUGUAUGGUCACACCAGUCCCGAGGGACGUGAGAUCAUACGCCAACAAUUGCGAUCCUUGCGUACCAUGUGGGACAAUUACACCGAUGACUUGAAUGCGGCCACACAAAAGAUCGAUCAAUGUCUAUUGCAGUUCAAUGAGUUUAGCAUUGCUCAGGAUCAGUUAACCAAAUGGCUAAAGGAUGUCGACAAGGCAAUGCAGAGUCAUACCGAACCAAAAACCACCUUGCAAGAGAAACGAGCACAAUUGCAAAAUCAUAAGCUGCUUCAUCAAGAGAUCACUACACACAAUGUUCUCGUGGACAACGUUUGUGAUAAGGCUCAAAUAUUAGUUGAUCAAAUUAAGGACAACUCUUUAAAUGUCUAUUUGCAAUCGAUAAAGCAACUUUUCCAAAGUAUUUGUCAGAAAUCAGAUGAAAUACUUAAAAAUCUGGAAGAUUGUGUCGAGAAGCAUAAUGAACUGAAUAAUGCUUUAAGCUCGGCCAAGACAUGGAUUUCAAAUGAAAAGGCAAAGUUGCUCGAGUGCGACGAUGCCUACGGUGAGAAGGCUGAUAUUAAACGCAAAAUUGAAACUCUGGGUCAGUUGGCCCAGAAUAAGCCUCAAGCCAUGAAAUUGAUCAGUGAUAUUCGUGAGCAAUUUGAAAAAGUAAAGCCCACCACUUCGGAAAAGGGAAAUGAAGUAUUGGAAAAGGAAAUCGAUGAAUUGGAAACGACAUUGAAGAGCCACUUCGAUGACAUUGAAGGCAUUGAGGGCAAACAAAAAGAUGUUCUUGUUCAGUGGGAGAAAUUCGAAAAGGCUUUGGAAGAUCUGACCAAAUGGUGUCGCACAGCUGAGGCCGUAUUCCGUGAACAACAAUUGAAAUCUACCCUGCACGAAAAGGUAGAGCAGCUUGAAAAGUAUAAAAUACAACGUGAGCUUAUUCAGCAAAAAGAAAAGGAAAUCGAUGCAUUCGGAGAUGCUGCCCAUGCGCUGCUUAACAAUUGUGGAGCCGAUCGCCUGAAGACACUAACCACUCAAAUUACCAAUCGUUAUCAGCUACUACAAGUUCUUAGCAAAGAGGUGGUCAAUCGUUGGUCUAAUCUGGUGGAUGACCAUCAGUAUUACCAAGAUAAAUACAAUGAGGUUGACUUAUGGUUGCAGCCCAUUGAAACGCAGUUGGAAAAGGCUCUAAAAGAUGAACCAACACAAAGCUCGAAUAUACUACAAGUACUUUUGUCGGAAAAAGAACAAGCCGAAAGUCUUUUUGCUGCUCUGAAUGCAGCUGGCGAAAAAGCUUUGCCAGAGACAUCCACCCAAGGGCGUGAGAAAAUCAGAAAGGAUCUCCGAGACAUUCGUGAUCGUUGGGAUAAACUGGAUGAGGGAAUACGUAAUCUGGAAAAACGUCAAGAAGCUCAAACAGUGCAGCUUUCUAGCUAUCAGGAUAUUUUAAAUCAAACUGUCAACUGGCUAGAUCAAGUAGAGAAGUUGCUAAGCAAUGAGAAUCCUUCUACUUGGACAAGUGCUCAAGAAAUCCGUUCUAAACUGUACAAAUACAAGGCCACCAAUCAGGAUAUUAAUUCGCACAAACGAAUUGUUGAGGCAGUCAAUGAGAAAGCUGCAGCUCUUCUGGGCACAGCUGGUCCCUCGAAUGAUGAUAUUGCCAAGGCAGUUACGGAAAUAAAUAAGCGGUAUGAGAAAGUAGGACAAGAUUGUGCCAAAUUGGUUAACGAUUUGGAUCAAGCAUUCGAUGUAUAUCAACAGUUUAGUGAGCUCCAAAAGGCACAACAGGACUAUCAAAAGAAUCUCUGGGAUCGUCUUACCGGCUAUUCGGACUAUUCAGGCAACAAGGCAGCUUUACAGGCACGUCUGCAAAAGAUCAACGAAAUCCAAGAUGCUUUACCUGAGGGAGUGGCCAAAUUGAAGUCAUUAGAAGACCAUAUUGAACAACAUGCUAGCAAUAUUCCACCCCGUUCGAAGGAAGCUAUGACUCGUGAUUUAUCCAAUCUACAUGUUGAUUUCGAAAAAUUCGGAGCAUCUCUAAGUGAUGUUAAGAGUGGCCUGGAAAACCGUUUACAGCAAUGGAAUGAUUACGAAGUCAAUUUGGAUCGUCUCAUUAACUGGCUGGGUGAAGCUGAAAAUGCCCUGAAGAACUACAACCUAAAGUCAUCGUUCGAAGAAAAGGAGGAACAAUUAAAUCGGUUCCAGUCCUUAGCCCAGAAUCUGCGUCAAAACGAAUCCGAUUUUGAUAAGAUGAAGGAUGAUACUUCCGAAUUGGUUCAGAGCUCCGGUGAGACCCGUAUCGCUGUCAACGUGCAACAGGUUUCGUCGCGUUUCCAGUCCAUUCAAGCAACUGCAAAGGAAAUAUUAAAGAAAUGUGAACAAGCCGUCCAGGAUCAUGGUCACUUCAAUGAUAAGUACAAGCAAUGUGCUGAUUGGUUGGCCAAUGCUCAAGCGCGAUAUGAGGAUUGCAGUGAUUUGUGCUCUGUGGGAUCACGUGAUGAUUUACUCAAGAAACAAUUGGUAAUCCAAGAAUUGUUGGCCCAACAGCCUACAGCCACACAACUGCUUAAUAGUACUGUGGAAUUGGGUGAAAAGUGUUAUGGUUCAACCGCAACUGAGGGUCGCGAGGCUAUACGCAGUCAACUGGAGGACUUGACAUUCGAUCAAUUGUUCGAUAACAUAGCCAGCACUGCGAGAAAGAUUCAGGAUAAGAUUUCAAAGUGGUCUGGAUUCGAUGAAAUCGCUGACAAGUUGAAGAGUUGGCUAGACGAGACUGAGAAUGCCUUGCCUGCAGAAAUCGAAUUAAAGACCACUUUGGAUGAGAAGCGUACGAAGCUGCAGUCUUAUCGCGAUGUUCUUCAAGACAUUAACAACCACCAAGUGGAGAUUGGUAAUCUUCAUGAGAUAGCCGCCAACUUACCAGAGAAGACUGAGCAUGUCGAUCAAAUCCUUAAGGACAUCGAUGAGCGUUUCGGCAAAUUGCAAAAGCGUGCCCAAGGUUAUGUGGAACGUUACGAAGGCAUUGUCAGCGCCCAUCAACAGUACUCUAAGGCAGUGAUGGAUGCUCAGGAAUUCAUUGAUUCCACUCUAAACACGGUCCAUUACUGGGGUGACCUUGACUUGGAACAAAUUUCUCUGCACACCAAUCUUGAUAGACUGAAGAACCUGAAGGCCAGCUUGGCUGAUGAGUUCCCAAGAGUCGAUCAGGUGCGUGCUCUAGGUGAGAAGGUCAUUCCCGGAACCGUUGAUGUUGGACAAAUGAAUAUAAAAUCGCAAAUUGAUACGACACAACAAGAAUGGGAAGGUCUUUUGGCGGCCAUUGAUUCGACCAUUGAAGGCAUUGAAGCUCGCUUGCAACACUGGGCGGAGUAUGAACAGCUGCGUGACCAGUGUCUGGCUUGGAUCAGAGACACCGACAAUAAUCUCCAUGCCAUUGACUUGAAAGAAGAUUUGCCCAAGAAGCGCGCCCAGUUGGAUGCCCUCAAGGCUCUACAAGGUGAUGUUCGCGCCAAGGAAUUGGAAGUCGACAAUGUCACAGAGAAGGCUCAGACUCUGCUUAAAGGUCCUUCAAGCCAUCGUGCCUCUGGACCUGAAUUGGUAACCAAAUAUCAACAAAUCUUCCACAAGGUUAAAGAUCUAAACAAUCGUUGGCAACAAUAUGUCACUUCACACGAAGAUUUUGAUAAUUCUCUAUCAGACUGCUCAUCGUGGAUUAAUGAUAUAAAGGAGAAACUGGACUACUGCUCUGAUAUGUCCUCAAUGAGUCAGAAAGAGCUGGAUAAAAAGCUGGCUACGAUCCAAGAUGUUAUCCUACUGAAGGAUGAAGGAUCUGCUCGUGUUCUUAAGAUUUUGGAACAGGCUCAGCAUGUCUUGGCGAAUACUGCGCCAGCUGGUCACGAGGCCAUUAACAAGGAAUUGACAGAUUUGCAAGAUCUUUGGUCUAGUAUAGCGCUCCGCAUAAUGGAUGUAAAGUCUAACCUAGAUGACUCAAUUACACAAUGGUCGGGCUUCUUGGACCAAGUACAAACCGUGCGCAAGUUUAACGAAUGGUUAGAGGGUUUGCUUAAGGAAUUGGGUGAACAUCAGACCAGCAUGACAGAGAAAAGGGCCCAGCUGGAUCGUGUAAAGGCCACUGAAGAGAAGGUGCGUGUUGAGAAGAUCGAUGUGGAUGCAUUAAAAAUUCAAGCCAAGGAAAUGAUAGCCAGUGGUCAACAAAGCCAGGCUGCAUUCCAGGCACAAAAGGUCUUGGAUAACUUUGAUCAACAGUUUGCAAAGACCCAGAAACUGCUGUCCGAUCGACAGGAUCAGUACAGAGAUCAUCGUUUGUUCAAGGAAGCUUAUGAUGAUUUGGUCAGUUGGAUAAGCCGUGCUCGCGAGAAGUUCCCAGCUCUCAAGCAGAGCAGUCUCAGUGACAAAUUGGCCAUUGAAAAUGCUGUUCAGGCCACAGAGGCUUUGUUAAACAAACAGGCUCAAGGCGAAUUACUUGUCGAGCAUUUGGUACACACUGGUGAAGUGGUUUUGGCAAGUACAUCGAGUCAAGGUCAAGAGAUCAUACGAAAUGAUAUCCGCGCCUUACGUGACAGCUUCGAGAGUUUGUUCCGUGAAAUCAAUCAGCAGAAAGAAAAUCUGGCCAGUACAAUGGUACAGUGGCGUGCUUAUAAAGAGGAAUAUGAACGUCUCAUGGAAUGGCUUCAGCAGAUUGAUAUACUUGUCAAGAACCACAAGCUCAACUUGUGUCCCAAUUUGCCGGAGAAGGAAAAGCAGGUGGCCGACAUGCGCGAUGUAAUGUCCAAAUUGGAGAAAGGCAAACAAGACAUCGAUAAGUUUAAUGCUUCAGCCGCAGGUUUACUUAAAUCUCAUUUGAACAGUUACGUCAAUAAUCAACUAAGACAUCUUAGUUCCAUGUAUCAAGUCCAAGUUAACCUAGGCAAAGACGUUCUCAAGAAAGUCGAAACAAAUCGCGAUCAACACAAGGAAUACGAUUCCAAUAUGAAAUCCGCAAAAGAUUGGAUAGCCAAUGCCAAGGCUACCAUUCAGUCAGCUGGCGAUGGUGCUGGUUCAAAGGAGGCUCUUCAACGUCGUCUGGAGCAGAUACAGGACUUGAUCCGUAACCGUGAAUUUGGCCAAAAUCUCGUUCACACUGCUAUUAACAAUGGCGAGAAGAUCAUUCGCAACACUCGCUCUGAUGGCCGGGAUGCAAUCAAUCAAGAGAUGAAGGAUCUGCAAACCGAAUGGGAUCGUCUUGUAAAGAAAAUGUCCACCGCUAAGGUUCAGUUGGAGACAAAUCUUCUGCAAUGGGCCGACUACAGUUCGAGUUAUUCUCAACUGCAGCAAUGGAUCACCGACAGAGAAGCGAAGCUCCAGCAGGCCUGUGAACAAAAGAUUGUCAAAUCUAAACGCGGCCAGCCAGGUCUUAGCAGUGGUCUCAGCGAACGUAAGGCUAAUCUGCGCCAGACCAAUAACAUUGUGCAAGAUAUUGUUUCGUUUGAGCCAAUGAUUCAGUCGGUCCAGUCUAAAGCUUCUGAUCUACAACAAGGAGCUCCGGCCACUGAAAUCUCUGAUAAAUAUGAGAAUCUUACCAAGCAAGCCAAGGAUCUGUAUGAGAAGCAAAAGAACACAAUUGAAAGUUAUCAAUCCUUUAUUGAUGCAGGCAAUGAAUUUGCCACCUGGUUGCGUAAUGCCAAGGAGCGACUAAGCAAGUGCUCCGAGCCCACUGGCGAUAAACAGGCGUUGGCUGAGAAAACACAUCAGCUGAAGAUCUUACAAGGUGAAGUACCGGAGGGCGAACAAAAGCUACAAAAUGCUUUGGCUCAGGGUGAGAUUGCCUGUCGUAGUGCAGAACCAGAAGAUAGUGAAAUCAUUGAACAGGAAGUGGCUCUGCUGCAAGAAGAAUUCGAUGCCUAUGUUGAGGCUUUGAACAAGGCCAAGGAUUACCUGGAAGUGGGAAUUGUCAAGUGGUCCGACUAUCAGGAUCAGUACACCGAAGCCCUAGAAUGGCUUACAAAGACAGAAGCCCUGGUGCAAUCGUACAACAAAUUACAGGACAGUCUUACCCAAAAGAAGGUUGUUCUAGAAGAAUUCCAAGGCCAUCUUCAAACUCUCUUUGACUGGCAAAAGACACUCGAUCAUUUGAAUAUGAAGGCUCAGGUUCUGUUGGAAACAUGCUCAGAUACACGCAUUAGCAAUUCUAUUAUGCAGCUGACUACCAAGUACAAUGCUUUAAUCACUCUGGCAAAGGAGGUUAUGCGCCGUCUAGAGAUGCACUAUCAAGAGCACCAACAGCAUCACACACUCUACGAGGAGUGUCAAUCAUGGAUGGAGAAGACCCGUGAGAAAUUGACGGAAUGUGAACAGAUUCCUGGCACUCUUAAUGAGGUUCAAAUCAAAUUGAACACCGUUAAGAAUUUGCGUCAAGGCUUUGAGACGGGACAAAAUAAGCUGCGCUAUCUAUUGGAGCUUAAGGAGAAGGUCAUAAUGAACACCGAACAAAAUGGCGCUGCGAAAAUUCAAGAGGAUACGGAAUCGCUUAAGCAGGACUUUGACAAACUCUUGGUCGAUCUUAAUGAUGUGCGCCAAAAGUUGGCCAAUCGUCUGGCUCAGCUUGAGGAGAUCUUUAAGCUAUACAAGAUUUUACUAGAGUGGCUGGAAGACGUUGAACCCAGUAUUAAGUCUAGCGAAGAGUAUCUCAAUGAUUUGAGUGAAAAGCGAGCGGCACUUGAGAAAUAUCGUGUUAUUCAUCGCGAUAUCAGUGGUCACAACGAUAUUGUCGAGAAGAUCAAUGCUCGUAUUGCCGAAGACGACAGUCUGAAUAAGAAUGACUUCCAACCCGGAUUGAGCAAGUUCGAAGAACUUCAAAGUCAAGUAAACAAGAUUAUUGAAUCAUUGGAGAAUCAAGUCAACAGCCAUGAGAAAUACAAGCAAGCCUACAACGAGCUACAAGAUUGGUUACGUCGCACACGCAUCGAAGUGGAGCAAUGUGCCGAUUGCCAUGGUGAAAAGGAUCAAGUUGAAGAUCGUCUUAACCGUUUGGGAGACAUUCAGUCCACAUCCCUGGAGGGCAAAUCCCUGCUCGAAGCCUGCGAAGAACUCAGCCAAGCUGUCAUCGCCACCAGCGGUAACGAGGGUCAAGAUAAUGUGGCCCAGGAGAUUAAACACUUGACUGGUGAAUGGGAAACGCUUCAGGCUUUGUCGCGUGAUGCCCGAAGUGGUCUGGAAACGUGCCUAGCCGCCUGGCAAACGUUCCUGCAGAAGUUUAACAAAAUCAAUCUAUGGAUUGAUACGAUGAGCAAGCGCGUUCCCAAAUCUCAAGAGGGUGAAAACAAAACCACCGAAGAUUUGGUCAAUGCCAAGAAACUGCUCGACGAGGUGUUGGCAGAAAAGGAUAAUGUUGAAGAUCUCAAUGAUAAUUGUGAACUUCUAAUGGAGCAAAGUGCCUGCACACGUAUACGUGAUCAGACAAUUGAGACGCAAGCCAAUUACACCAAACUGUUGACUUCUGCCCAAGGAUUGGUGGCCAAAAUUGAAAAGAAUCUGUCCGAUCAUACAGAGUUCCUUAACUACAAGAAGGAAAUGGAUGCCUGGAUAGAGAAGGCUUCAGAAAUACUUAAUGACUGUAGCCUGGAUGGUGAUGCCAAGAUUAUAGCCCAGAAAUUGGACACUGUCAAUUCAUUGGCAUCUCGUUUGCCUGAGGGUCAGCAUCUUUUGGUUUUGGUUCAGGACGCCUACUCAAAGGCCUCGAACAUUACGCCAGAGGACAAGCAGGAAAAAUUGCGUGAACUAAUGACUAAAGUACGUGAAGAUUGGGAUUCUCUUGGUCUGGCUGUGAAACAGAAGUUAUCUGACUUGAAGCAAGCCCAAAAUCGUUGGAACGAUUUCGCCGCCAAUAAGGAUAAGUUUGAAAAAUGGCUAAACGAUGCAGAGAAUACGCUGAAGGUUGCUCCCGAGACAAAGGGUGAAUUAAGUGAAAUGAAAACUCUGUUGGAGCGCUACAAGACUCUGGGCAACGACUUGAAACAGAAGGGUAGCGAAUUGGAGCAAUUGCAAUCGGAGGCCCGAGAAUUGGGAACCGAAGUGGAUGCCGUCAAUCGUUUGCAAUCACGUUGCGAUAAACUCAAGAACGAUUGUGCCAAUCAUAUCAAGGCCCUGGAACAGGAGAUGUUUGACUAUAAUGCCUAUCAUCAAAGUUUACAGGAUGUUGAGAAAUGGCUGUUGCAAAUCUCCUUCCAGCUCAUGGCCCACAAUUCACUCUUCAUUUCGAAUCGCGAACAGACUCAAGAGCAAAUCAAGCAACACGAAGCCCUUUUGGCUGAGAUACAGAAAUAUCAAAGCAAUCUGGAUGAUCUAAAUUCAAAGGGUCAAGCGCAAAUUAAACGAUAUGAAUCAUCUACUCCAGCAAUACGUCCAACCGUUGAAACACAAUUGAAGAACAUACAGGAUAGUUAUAAUUCCCUACUCCAGACAUCAGUGCAAAUCAAGAAUCGUUUGCUUGAGUCUUUGGCCAAGUUCCAAGAAUACGAGGAUACCCUCAAUAGCAUAAUGCGUAACUUGGAAACAUAUGAACCGAUUAUACAAACCGAAUUGGAUGCACCGGCCACCAGUCUGGAAUUGGCCCAAAGCCAACUGAAAUGUGCCCAGGAUAUGCAAAACAAAUUGAACAAUGAGAAAUCACGUUUGGCUGCUGCCGUACAGGCUUGUGAAGCGGCCACAGCAUCGAUUAGUCGCCCAAGUUCUCCUCUAGAGACUGCCAUGCAGGCGAUUCCCGAACGUGAAUUGAUUGUGCGCGCCAAAUUGGAAGAUCUGCUGGAUCAGCAACCGCCAAGAAAAACUCAGAGCUCAACCAACGAUGAUGAUGAUGAUGAUGAUCAGAUUGAGGUUGAGCUCAGCGAUGUAAAUGAGGCAUUACAGGAUCCCAUUGCUCACGAACGUAUUAGCAACUAUCGUCGUAUAGUACGAUUAAAUAGCGGACAUGUGAGCAAGCUUAAUGCCCUUGUGGCUAAGGUGCAAUCCCACUUAGGUGGCUUGACUGCAUCCGUUAGCGAAUUGGAGCAACAGCAGAAACAGCGCGCCGAACUGCAAGAUUGGGUUAAGAAGCAACAAAGCUCCGUCUCGGAUUGGCUUAUGCGUCCAUGUAAACUAAGGCCAGAAGCUGCCCAACAGGAAUUGGUUUCAAUGAAUGAUUUAUUAAACUCCAUUGGCGACAAGCGUUCGCAAUUGAUGCUCGAGAUGACUGGAUCAUUGGGCGAUGAAGAUACAGAUUUGGAUGAGAAUAUUGACAAACUGGAAUCUGAACUAAUGGAUGCCAUUGCCAAGAAGCAGGCUGGCCAAAAUGUCAUUGAUGGCUAUCGCCAGGGAAUGCAAGAUGUACAAAAUUGGUUCGAUACACUCAUCAAGCGUAUGGAUGUCUUGGAUCGCGGUUCCGGAUUGAAUUGUGCCCAGAAGAUGGCCUCGAUUAAUGAAAUCAAAAAUGAAUAUGACCUGCAGGGACAUCCCAAGAUACAAGAUCUCAAGGGCAAAGCUUCGCAGGUGGCUGAGGUAAUAAGCAAUUUAGAUGGCCAACAGGUUGAAGAACAAAUGAAAUCUCUUGAUCGUCGUUUUGCCGAUCUUGGUAAGCGUAUUGAACGCAAGGCUCAAUUGCUGGAUGUGACUAACAAGGGUGUCGAUGGUGCCAAGGGUGAGAUUGAUCAAUUGCAGAAUUGGGUCAAACAACAAAUUGAGGAACUACAGUCGCCAGCUGCAUUGGGCUAUACACCCAAGGACGCUGAGGCCAGACAACAAAAGAUCAAGAGUUUGAUGAAAGAUGCCGAGGCCAAGCAAUCGCUUGCUGAUGUUCUUGAAAAGCGUAUUGCCAAUAUGCAGCCAGAAUUGGAGCCUGCCGAAUAUGCCCAAUUGGAGUCGGCAUUGCGUAAUUUGAAUACAGAGAAUCGUAACUUAUCCGGCGUCCUUAAGGCCGAACUGGAUCGCGCUCUGGAGGCCAGCAAAGUUCGCAAGGCUCUGGAAAACGAUUUGGAUAAGGCUCGUCAAUGGUUGAAAACGAAAAUCUCUGAAGUCCGUAAAUUGCCAGUCUAUCAUCCUCUAACUUCAACGGAAAUUGAAAAGAAAAUCCAGGAGAAUAGAAAAUACGACGAUGAAGCCAAACAGUUCAAUGAUGGCCUUCUCAGUGAUGUCCAGCGUCAAGCUGCAAAUAUUCUAAAAGAUUGCGAUGAUGAAGCCAAGGCUAAUCUGCAGAAAAUUCUAGAUGAAAUUGCUGCCGACUAUCAGACUUUAAAGGAUGAAAGCGGUAAGAGAGGCAAGUCUUUGGAUGAUCUUCUCAAGGGCCGCCAGGCGUUUGAAGAUUCCAUGAAGAAUAUGUCAGAUUGGUUGAACGAAAUGGAGACAGCCACUGAGGGUGAUUUGAGAACCACUAGUCUGCCUGUUCUGGAGGAGCAAUUGGCCCGUUAUAAGAAUCUACUGGAUAAGGCGGAGACCCAAAAUGGUCUGAUUAACGAUUUAUCCGAACAAGGCAAGAGCAUUCUUCCUACAUUGAGUAAUGCCGACAAACUGAAGCUCAACGAUGACAUCAAGAACCUUAAAGAUCGCUAUGGACGCAUUAAGAAUACAAUUGAGGAUCGCUACAACACUUUGGGCGAUCAUAUUAAGAAAUACAAAGAUGCCAAGAGCAGGCUAAAUGAUUGCAGCCAAUUCCUGGGCACCAUACAGCAGCGUCUACGUGAACUUAAUCGACCAAUUGGAUCGAGAAUAGAAGAUGUUCAGGAUCUGUUGGGUUCGUAUGAGGGCAUUCUCAAGGAACUAAAGGACAGCAAAUCCAAAAUGGGUGAUAUGCAAAUGGAUGACUUACCCGAACUCCAAAGUAUUCUAACUCAACAAGACGACAUGAUCAAAAUGAUUGAAGAUCAAUUGGCUCAUUUGCGACAGCUUCUUCUGCUUCGUGAGCAAUUUAUAGCCCUGAUUAAUGAAAUUAUUGCCUUCAUCAUGAAAUACACCGAUGUGAUUAUUGACAUUGAGAACUCUCCCGAUAGUUUGGAGGAUAAGAUCAACAAAUACGAUGGUGUCAUUGUCAAGAUCCAGGAAUGCGAAGGUCUCUUGGCUUCGGCCAAUGACAAGGGCCAGAAGAUUGCAUCUGAGGGCAAUGCCGCCGAUAAGAAUAGCAUCACCGAACAGUUGCAGUCCUUGAAGAAUCAAUUGCAGAACCUACGUAAAGCCGUUGAGUCGCAGCGUCAGAAGCAUCAACUCCAAUUGGAAUCGCACAAAAAAAUGGCUGCUGAAUUGAGUGAAAUUCUCGAUUGGUUGCAUCAGCAUGAAGGCCAAGCCAAGUCACGUCCAUUGCUCGACCGUGAUCCUGAGUCUGUGGAACGUGAGCUGCAGAAGCAUCAAAGUCUUAGCCAGGAUAUCAAUUCAUAUUUGGAGAAGUUCAACAAAAUCAAUGAUGGCAUUAAAACAGAAGUUGGAUUGCCUAGCUCUCUCCUCGAAAUGUUAUCGGAAGGUCGUUCGCUUGUGUCCUCGCUACCACAUGAACUUGAGGAUCGUGAGAAAUAUUUGAAAAAUAAUCGCGACUCACGUCUCGAAUAUAUGCAGUUGGUGGCCAAAUUUAAUGAUUGGGUCCAUGAGGCCGAACUUCGUCUGCAGAAUAGUCAGCAUGGCAUUGACUAUGAGCAUCUUGUCAACGAUCUGGAUGAGCACAAAAUCUUCUUUGGCAAUGAGGCUCCAAUCCGAAAUCUGGUACACAAGCAAAUCCAAGAGGCAGCUGAUAAAAUAUGGUCUUCCCUCAACAAUUACGAACAGACGGAGCUAUCUGGCGAAUUGGCUCAGUUCCAAAAUAAGUUGGCCAAUACCUUGGCCAAUGCCAAAACUCAGCAGAGUGAACUGGAAAAGGAAGCUGAACGCUGGCGUGAGUUCCAACAAUCAAUUGAACGUGUCAAGGCCACCAUUGAAAGGACGAAAUUCAGCGAUGAGCCUGUGCAAAAUCUAGCUGGCUUGCACUUUAACAUACAGAAACUAUCCCAUGCUAUUGGUAACGUUCAGAGUCAGAGCAGCGAGCUUACACUUGUCAAUCAGCAGGCCCAGUCGUUGAUACGUCAAGCGGAUUCGCGAAACCGUCAAUUGAUUGAACAGGAUAACGCCAAUUUGAAUCGAUUGUGGCAGGAAUUGAUACGUGGCUUGGAACAGCGUCGUGAUAAUCUCCAACAGUUGGCCGAACAUUGGGACAGCUUCGAGAAUAGCUUACACGCCUGGGAGAAAUCAUUAGGUCGAUUGGAAGAUAAAUUCCGCAAUGUCGACCCAAUUGUAAGAUCCCGACGUCAUUUGGAAGAUACAAAGAAUGCCAUUCAGGAACUGCGUGAAGAAUCAAAUCAACUUAAAUCAUCACAUAAAGAAAUCGAGGCGCUCUCAAAAUCCAUCCUCACAUUCCUUGGGGAAGUACACAAACCCUCGGCGGAGGCCAUACAGGCCAAAGUGGAUAAGUUAGUUGAACAGCAAGCAAAAUUGAACGACACUCUACGCGAGAAGGAGCAGCAAGUUAGCAAGGAUCUCGACGAGAUCGAGCAAGUCUUCCGUCGCAUCUCACAGUUGCAGGAUAAAUUGAAUUCGUUGAACGAACAAUUGCAAUCAAUUCACGUCUACGACGAGCAUAUCGCUCAAACGGAACAAGCUUUAAUACAGCUCAAUAGCCAGGUGCAACAAGCAUCGGAAGAGUCACGUUCGUUGAUAGCACAAACCCAAGCAGCUUAUCAAACCAAGCAGAAUCUAUUGCCCACCGACAUAGCCCAAGAAUUUACAGCCCUUGAGUUGCUCGCCGAGCGUGUCCAAGUGGCCAUGGAGACCAAAGAGAAAGAUUUCAAACGUGCCAAAACUGUGCGCACCGAAUAUGUUGCUGGUGUGGACGAGAUUCAGCGUUGGCUUCUACAGGCUGAAGUACAAGUGCAGGAUCGCACUUUGGCUCCCACACAAAUGAAGGAACUAUUGCAGCGUAUCAAUCAUGAGAUAACCGGCAUCUAUGAACGUUUUACCCUGGUCAAAACAAAUGGACAGCUAAUUAUUGAGAAUUGUCGCAACAGUGAGGAGAAGACACUGGUGCAGACGACAAUCGAUCAAUUGGCUGCCUCAUUGGCUCAGGUCCGUGGCUGGUUAGAUGAGAAGAAGCAAGCUGUGGGUGAUAGUCUGGAUGCUUGGACGAGGUUUAUGAAUCUGUAUCAAAUUGUUAUGUCCUGGGUGGCUGAGAAGCGUACGUUCUUGGAUCAAACCAUUGAGCUGCGCACUUUGCCAGAAGCCAGGAACAAACUGAACGACUAUGCAACGGCUGUGAAGAGUAUUAAACCGAUUGUGAAGCAUUUGAGCGAAAUGGAUAAGGAAUUGGAGCAUAUUGGACAAGUUACUACGGUGGGCGAUCUCAAGGAUAAGUUGCAGGAGGCCGAGGAUGCGAAGAUAUCCGUGGAAGCGGUGCUGCUGGAGAGGAAUUCCCUGCUGCAAGAGGCCUGCGAAGAAUGGGACCAAUGUGAACGUAAGAUUAAGGAUAUACGCGCUUGGCAUGAGAAAACCAAGCAAACCCUCGACUCUUCGCCCCAACAUAAGAAACCCCUGCGUGAUCAAUUGGGAUACUGUGAGAAGACCCUGGCCGAUAUUAAUGUGCAAAAAACUAAACUGAGACUGUCUAUUGAAAAACUUGAGGUUCAUUUCCGCAAUGGCAUGGGCGGUGAUCCACGCCUUAGCGAGAAUGUUGAUGAUUUGGUGCGCGUGCUCGAUGGCUUGGGUGGUGUGGUGAAAACCAAAUCGCAGAGCCUCGAGCAAACGCUGGCCCAAAUCGAUGUCUAUCAGCAGCAAAUGCAAACGCUGCGCCAACGGAUUAUACAGGAAGAGCAGCAGUUACGUCUGGUUAUGGCCCCCACGUACUUGCCACACGAUCGUGAGCGCGCAUUAGCCGAUCAACAGGCAUUGCGACAAUCAAUCGAUGGCAUGCAGCAAACCUACGAUGCCACCGCUGCUAAAUCCUAUGCUCUGGAUCCCCAUUCAGUGGUAACCACUUCAUCAACUGUCUCGUUGCUUAUGAAGCCAACGGCAGUAGGUCUAACCUAUGCUGAAGUGUUAUCAGGUCAUGCGAGUCCGGUAAGCGGUAAUGAAACGACAACAACGACUACAACCACAACAUCCAGACAAGAAAUACCAAAACGAGAACAAGACACGACACCAACGACCCGGCAACAGACAACAACCACGAUAACGACAACCACUAUUUCCUCAAGUUCAAUACCAACGCACGAGAAAGAUUCCUUGGAUUUGCAGCAGUAUGAUGUCCAUGCGAGCAGUGUAAUACCACCAUCUUCCACUGAAAUCUAUGAGCGACUCGAACAACAUCAACAAAAUCCAACACACAGCGAUGGCCAAUUCACCGGUUCAUCUCAUGAUGUUGAAUCUACCAGCACGACCACCACCACCACAACUAUUAUCACAUCACAACAGCAAGUUCCUAACACAAUUCAACAGAUACAAACAACUCCCAAUCAGAACACUCAAUUUAUUGAAACCGAACAGCAGCAGGAGCAACAUUAUCAGGUAAAUUCGAAGGGUAAGAAACUACAACCGCCAAGGCCGGAGCGACGUGGUCGUUCACCCAGACGGCGUCGUGAGCCCAAACCAGACAUAGAGAUUCAAGGUGACCCAUUAACUGGACACCAUUAUCACCAGCAACAAUAUCACCAGCAGGAGCAUCAGCAAAACCUACAACAUCAACUUUAUUUACCUCACGAAGAUCGCACACGUUCGCGUAGUCCUCUAUGGGUUCCAGGUUCAACUUCAUAUGCAGAAGUCUUACGAGGCAUCGAAUUGGAGCGCGUAAGGGCAGAAGAGCUGGCUGGAAAGGUUGCUGCAUCGCAAUCGCAGGCCCACAUGGACUUAACCAUACAAGAUGUGGUAGAUGCCAGUGCUGCUGCCGCACAAAUAUAUGUGCCUGAACCUGAACCUCAGGAACAGCAACAGCAGCCGCCUGCCCAAUAUAUUACUGAAUCCAGCACUAAUCUAACAUAUGCUCAGCCUCAGCUGCAACAACAACAGACAAUACAAAAUACAUUAACUAGCUAUGAGGUUCCUAUGACAGCAGAGGAAAUUGCUGAUACUUACCUUCAGCCGGAUCCGCUUUUGUAUCAGAGUAUGUACGAAAAUGUGGCUGACAGUGGCCAGUGGGACUAUGUGACACAAGCCAACCAACCCCAGGCACAGCAGCAACAUCAAGAACAGCAGCAACAACAACAACAACAGCAACAGCAAAAUUACUAUGAUCAAAUAAUGCAAAUGCAAUAUCCCAUACAGUAUCAGCCUGUAGCCGUGCAACAAGCACCCAAUCAAUAUCAACUGUUAACUGGUUAUUACCAGCCAGUGGCCCAGUCCGAUGCCUAUCCCACUGUGUAUACCACAGAGCCAUCGCAAAUAUAUUAUACCCAGCAGACGUCAGAAUAUACCCAGCAGUACCAACAGCAGCAACAGGAUCCCAAUACUGCAUAUCAACCCGAAAAUGUAAGUGUGGAGCAAACCUAUGUGUUAGAGCCCUACAGCGUGGAAAGUACUCUACCCCCAGUCAACUCAACAACAGGCAGCAGUGUUUUGGAUCGUGUUGUCACCACAUUGGCAUCGAUAGUGCAGCAAAGUACCGAACCUUUGACCACCAGUACGCAGCAAAUACAACCGAAUGUUGCAGAAAUCGAAAUUCCAACAGCUACUCCGCCACACCACCAAAUCUACAUUGAAGAAAAUGUUCAGAUGCUGAGACCUGUGGAGCCGCAAGAGUUUGAACUCAAUGAACCCCGACCCGAUAUAACUUUUGGCCAGUUUGAUACGGAUGCCAUUGCAACAAUACCAGUUGAACAGCCAGUCCAACCUCAACCAACUUAUGCGCAAGAGACUAUUGUCCUGCAAGAGGAACAACAGCCAACUGUGAUAGAAACGCUACAACCUCAGGAAAUUGUUCCACAAGCCCCAACAGCAUCCCCUCCUUCAACAGCACAACCUGUUACAGUGCGUCCCAAACAGCAACUUCCCCGUGAAUAUGAACAGCAACAACAACCCCAAGAUAUUAGUUCUGGUAGUACAUAUGCCGAAGUGCUAUUCGGUUUGCAACAUAAAGAACAUCCAGUUUUCCAGCCAUCCAGUCAGAAACCAGUACGUUUAACGUCAUCACCUCCAGAACAUCGUAAAGCUGAACAUCAUGUUACAACAACAAUAACAAAUCGACAGCACACCAGACGAGCUGAUAGAUCUCCAGUUUGGGAACGCCGGGAUGACAAUCCAGACGCCAGAAACCAAUCAAAGUCAAAACGAUUGAGACAUGAACAACAUCCAGAACCAUUGCCAAUUAAAAUAAGUACCAGGAAAGAGCCAAAAUCAAAUAGAAAACACAAGUCUCCCGAAACUACGUCUAAUGGAGAGAGCCAUAAAGUUACAGAAGUGGUAUCUGCACCUAGCCAAAAAGUUCUUGUUGUGGAAGAUAAACCAACUGCCCAGCAACCAGAACCAAAGCCUAGAAAAUCAAAGAAAUCUAAAAAGCCACUCGAUCAACCUGAGGAUGUUGUCAUUACAGAACCAGCUGCUGUUGCCAUUCCUUCUGGUCCAAUCAAAAAGAAAACUAUUGUGGAAACAACAAUAACAAGCACUACGGAUAUUGUAGAAACACCCAAAGAAGAGACUGCUACUAUAUCAGGACCACAGAAAAAGGAAAGGAAACAAACCCAAGUGGAAACAGCUAUAACCACGCAGAAAACAGUUGAGCCUGCUGUAGAAGUUAAGGUCGUCGAAAAAGUUUCUAAGCCUGUUGCACCUUUGAAAAAGGAAAGAAAGCAUUCUGAAAAGAAAGUGGAACCGUCUGACAACGUACAAGUCAACGUAGUUACUGAGCCCUCUAAGAAAGAAACGAAACGCUCAAAGAAGAGGACUAUAACACCGACACCGCCCGAUCAAGAAAAUAUUACAACUACAGUAAUUGCUGAAUCUGUAACACAAGUUGACAAGAUCCCAGAGAUAGUUCCAAAUGUUAAUGAGACCAUUUCAGUGUCUGAGCUAAAAACUACAACCAAAUCGGUUCCUGAAAUUGCUGCUGCAGCGCCAAUUCCAGAAGCUACUGACACUCCAACCAAGAUUGUGGUGGAGCCAAAUGAGGAGGAACAUUCCGAAAUUGUAUAUGUUAUACAAUCAGUUAGCGAACCGCAUCUUGUUGAUACUUCAUCAGUAGUAGAAAAAGUUAAUGGUAAUGCCGUGAUUCAGGAACCUGGCCAAGAAUUGCCGACUGACACAUCGGUGGAAACCACUGAGACUCUAAUCGAAGGGGAACCUGUAGUGAGCACACAAACUAACACGAUAUCUACAGAAACUGGGACUACAACAAUCACAACCAGAACAAUAACAAAGCAUAUUACUAAGCGGAUUGUAAAGCGCAUAAUUGAUGGACGGGAAGAGAUUGUUGAGGAAGAUGUUAUCGAUGAUUUACCUGAAGAAAAUGUUUCCAUCGAGCAAUUUGAUAUACCAAUAGUUGAAACGACAACAACUAGCGCCAUUCCUUUUGAUAUCACAGGCCUUUCUUCUUCAAACCAAGAUAACACUACAGUUGUUCAAGGUGGAUCCAUAACAAAGACAAUAAUUACUAAAACUAAGCGUAUUCUUAAACGAGUCACCGACGAAGGCGAGGAAGUUAUUGAAGAAGUGUUCGAAGAUGAGCCUGAAGUAGAGCGCGAUGUAACUUUGUUACCAACAACAGUAGUAACAUCAAAGCAUAUUGUGGCCGAAGAGGAUAAAGCCCCACAAGAAAUUCAAAACGCCGCAGAAACUGUAGUUGAGGAAAUUGUUAAACAAGUGGAACAAAACACCUUGCCUGAGCCGCAAAAACCAGCUCGCAAAGAUAAGAAAAAGAACAAGCAAGAAGCUAAGAAAGAACAAAAAGAUUUACUUGCUUCUAUUGCCGUUGUUGUAGAUGAAAAACAAAGCGAUAGUGCUGUUCAGGAACAACCAGAGAUUGCAGUUAAAACAGAAAUAGUUACAACUAUUCCAUCAGAAAUUCAACAGGUCAAACCCACGAGACCCAGCCGCAAGGAUAAGAAAAAGAAGUCAGAAAGCGAAGAGCCUGCAAAGGAAGAAAGCAUUGUGCAAAAGGUGGCCGAAAUUAUCGAACCACAACCCCAACUAGAAACCACAGAGCCCCUGAACUCAACAAGUGCAAUUAUUACAGAUGAAACACAAACUCAAUCAUCUGAAGGAUCUGUUAUUAAUGACGACGGAGGCCUUAUAAAGACAACAGUCAUACGUACCACGAAAAUUGUCAAAAAAAUUAGUCAACAACAGGAUAGUCAAGAAAUAAUGUCGACAUCGGUGCACUCAGAUGUUCCAUCAUUGGAUUCAUUUGAAUUGGCCGAAGAGGCUUCGGAGAAAGAAAGCAAGUUGGAGAAAUCGGAAACCAAUAGCCGUGAAAUAAGUGAUGAUGGUGUGGUUAAAACAACCAAGACAAAAACGAUACGUAAAAUUAAAAGUCCCAAAAUUGAAGAGCCAAUUGUGGAACCUGCCAUUACUCAAAAGGAUUCUUUACCCCAGUCAGCGCCUAUAGCUGAACAAAUUGAUUUUUCUGAGCAAAGUACUGAUAACAACGUGCUUAAGACAACUGUAGUGCGCACAACAAAAAUUAUCAAGAAAAUUUCCCAGGAUACUGAAAAUUUGAGCGAGACGAGUAGCGAAGCUGAUUCAACAGCAACAUCUUCUCUUCCUGCUGUAGAGACUAUUAUCCAGAAUGCUCCAAUCGUAGCUGAAUCGAUUACCACCGAAUCUAAUAGUGAGGGUAUCACUAAGACUACAACUACACGUACAACCAAGGCUGUGAACAAAACUAUUUUAACCGAAAGUGUAGUUGUUGAUGACGCUCCAAUUGCGGUCUUCGUUGCUGAUUCCCUAGAUCAAAAGAUUGUUGAGGAUUUAAAUAUUACUGUAACUGAUGUGCCAAAUGGUAGCAAGAUAAAGUCUACUACACUGGACUUUAUAGAUGCCGAAAAACAAGGCACAGAACCAGUUCCUCAGAAACCAAAAAGGAGGUCCGAAACAUCCGUUACAGUUACGCCUAAGCAAUCCGAGGCUCUAGUGUCUCAGGCUGUUAUUCCUGAUGCUGAACCAAUAAUAGAAAUUCCAGUUGAAGGCGACUCUAGUUUAGCCGUUCUUCCAGUUAUCGAAUUUACCAAACCUGAACCUGAUUCAAUCAAUAUUGCUGGUGAUGUUGUAAAAACAACGAUUGUCCGAACAACCAAGAUUGUAAAGAAAGUAUCACAGAACGUUGAAAACGAAAGUGUUACCGAAGUUGCUGUUGUUCCCAAACUGGAUGAGGAUCUUUCCGUACCUGUUGAUGAAUCAAUUCCAGAAAAUUCCAAUGGUGGUGGUGUUACCAAAACAACAACCGUGCGUACAACGAAAAUUGUAAAGAAAUUAAACGAUGAAGGUGAGACCACAACCGAGGAAAGUAGCACCGCAAGUGAACCCAUUACGGUGCGUGAAGCUUCGCCAACGGCUUCGGAAAUUCCAAGUGAGACUUCGACGACAUCCAGCCAAUUUGAUGGAGCUAUAAUCAAGACAACUACUGUACGCACAAUGCGUAUAACUAAACGCAUAGCAAAUGACGGACGUAUUGUUCUCACGGAAAGUGAUUCACCGGACGAUGUUAUUGUAACGUCGAGCAUUGAAAUGCCCGAUCAAAGGCCAACUAGUCCUGUUGUAUCCUCGCAUACAAUUUCCAAAUCAACAUCUCCUGUUGUUACGCCAAGCAGCGAAUUCAAAAUAGCAAAUAUUGUUAGUGACAAUGUUCAUUUAGGUCUUGGGGAUAGCCGAACUUGUGUUAAGGUUGUGGGAAUUGAGACAAAUACCAUGCAACCGCAGCCUCUGACUGAUGAGCAAUACCAUUCAUCGUCUAAGAGUACGACUAACGGGGCUAUUAGUGAGGCAGAUAGUAUUACCACUACUACUACAACUACCAAAAAUACGAUACUCACAACGACAAGACAGCGUAGUUUCGAAACUGAAGAUGGCACAAAUGUUCUUUUCGUGGGAGAAGGCAUUGACGGUGUCUAUCCACCAGGCACAGUCCAAAAAAUUUCUCUUAUUACUCAUGAAGAAAAGCUGAAGACACCGAUUGUGAAAAUGCAUCUUGAUUUUCCAGAGGUUAGUCUUCGCGUGACUGAGACUGUUACCGAAAAUGUAGAGUCCCUUCAAAAAACAGCCGAAGCUAGUGAGAAUUCUGUGAUUGAGGUAAUCGAUGUGUCUACAUCCGAUGCAUCAGAGAACAAAUUGGUAGAGAGCGUAACUGAAAAGGCAGUUAAGGAGCUUGUCGGAGAGCAAAUUGAGGCUAUUGAGGAUAUUUUAGUUUCAAGAGAUAGCCAACCAUUGUCCCCAGCUGAGCUUAGUCCAGAAGAACAACAAUUGUUUGAGGAUAUUCAGAAGAAACUCUCGAAGAAAGAUAAAAAGAAACGACCUGCAAUUCCCGAAGAGUUUAUCCAGCAAGAAAUUGCUUCCGUACAAGAAAGCAAGCAUAAGGAUAUUGGUAAUGUGACCUCUGUAGUUGAAGAGAAAUCCCGAACUGAUGUAAUCAUAGAUGAAUCUGAAGAAUUAUUCCCGAAUAUUUAUAAAGACGUAGCAUUGGUUUCAAAAGUAAACAUUAUUGACCAUGUCAAAGCAGAUACCCUUUACCAUGAGACUAUGCAAGUUUCUAUCCCAUGUCAAGAAGAAGCGCAAUUAGAUAUUCCAUGUGAAGUUCAAAUAAGCCCUGCCCUUACUAAUAAUGCUAAUCAAAUUCUUCCUGCCAAACCAAGUGUAUUAAUUGCUGAAGCAUCUGUAGCUAACACGGUAAGCACAUUAAAUACAAUCACUAAUAUUGCAAACGUUAUUACUUCCGUUGAUAAGAUCUUUGAUAUUCCAAAAUAUGAUAUAUCUAAAUUUGUUAUUGCUGAGGGUUUUUAUCACAUAAUCAAUUCUAAGGCUCAAGAAGUAGUUUCUCCUAAACCAGAGGAGGAGGAAAAUACUUUCCCUGUUCUAGUUACUUUACCAACUGAUAAAACUGCAGUAGAUACAACAAAAACAACCAUUAAAUUUUCCGACAUCGACACGAUUUCAACAGCAGUGGAAAAUUCUACUACACCGCGUGUUGUAGAGCUUCCGCAAGAAACCGAAACAGUACCAAAAAUUUAUAAUUUUGAGGUUCCCAAAUUUGAUGUAAUUUCCAUGACUAAAGCAGAAGUUUUACAACAAACUUCUGAAGCCCAAAAGGCAAGGGAUGAAACAAUUUCGUCAGUGGAAUCUUUAGCAGACAGUAAGUUAUCUCUUACUGAUCUUAAAAUCGGUAAUCCAGGUAACAUAAACCUGCCAGCAAAUUCGCUUCAAAUCGACCAUGAAACUAAACAAAAUUUACCCAUUAUUUUUAACUAUGAAAUUCCAAAAUAUAACACAAGUGCACAAAGUAACGCAGAAACUCUGUACAAUAUCAUCAAAAAUGUCGCUAAAAACAAAGAAGAACAAUUUAUACAGCAACAAGAAGAUACUGUACACGUUAAAGAAGCUCCAGUGGUAGAAGAAUCUGAAACAAGCACAACAGUCACAACAACAACUACAGUGACAGAGACAGUCAGCGAAACUCCUGUUCCAGUCAUUGAGGAAUCUAAACCUGCCGAGUCUGAAAAUAAACCAGAGGAGCCAAAGAAACCAGCGUAUGCAGGACUGCCUGUCGAUGAUUCAACAAACUCAUGGAUGGAUGUUCUGGAUGAGCCGAUGAGUUUCUCCGACGAGGAAGAGGAACCUGCAGUACAGACAAUAGAAGCUUCCGUUCCUGUUGAACCCAUUGUCGUAGAGGAUAAACCUAAAGAAGUUCUCAAAGCUCCUAUGGUAGAAGAAUCCAAAACAACCACAACAGUCACAACGACAACUACAGUGACAGAGACAGUCAGUGAGGAACCUGAGGAGAAGACAAAAAUAGAAGCUCCUGUUCCUGUUGCACCUUUUGUUGUGGAGGUAGCACAAGUAACUGUUUCUGAGGAUAAACCAAAAGAAGUUAUCGAAGCUCCUAUGGUAGAAGAAUCCAAGACAACCACAACAGUCACAACGACAACUACAGUGACAGAGACAGUCAGUGAAACUCAUGUUCCCGUCAUUGAGGACUCGAAACCAAUCGAGUCUGAUAAGAAACCAGAGGAGCCAAAGAAACCAGCGUAUGCAGGACUGCCAGUCGAUGAUUCAACAAACUCAUGGAUGGAUGUUCUGGAUGAACCGAUGACUUUCUCCGACGAGGAAGAGGAACCUGUGGAGAAGACAAAAAUAGAAGCUCCCGUUUCUGUUGCACCUAUUGUCGUAGAGGAUAAAUCUAAAGAAAUCAUCGAAACUCCCGUGGUAGAAGAAUCCAAAACAACCACAACAGUCACAGCAUCAACUACAGUGACAGAGACAGUCAGUGAGGAACCUGGGGAGAAGACAAAAAUAGAAGCUCCUGUUCCAGUUGCACCUAUUGUUGUGGAAGUAACACAAGUAACUGUUUCUGAGGAUAAACUCAUACAAGUUAUCGAACCACCUGCGGUAGAAGAAUCCAAGAAAACCACAACAGUCACAACGACAAAUACAGUGACAGAGACAGUCAGUGAAACUCCUCUUGCAGACAUUGAGGACUCGAAUCCAAUCGAGUCUGAUAAGAAACCAGAGGAGCCAAAGAAACCAGCGUAUGCAGGACUGCCAGUCGAUGAUUCAACAAACUCAUGGAUGGAUGUUCUGGAUGAACCGAUGACUUUCUCCGACGAGGAAGAGGAACCUGUGGAGAAGACAAAAAUAGAAGCUCCCGUUUCUGUUGCACCUAUUGUCGUAGAGGAUAAAUCUAAAGAAAUCAUCGAAACUCCAGCGGUAGAAGAAUCCAAGACAACCACAACAGUCACAACGACAACUACAGUGACAGAGACAGUCAGUGAAACUCCUGUUCCCGUCAUUGAGGAAUCUAAGCCUGCCGAGUCUGAAAAGAAACCAGAGGAGCCAAAGAAACCAGCGUAUGCAGGAUUGCCUGUCGAUGAUUCAACAAACUCAUGGAUGGAUGUUCUGGAUGAGCCGAUGAGUUUCUCCGACGAGGAAGAGGAACCUGUAGUACAGACAAUAGAAGCUCCCGUUUCUGUUGCACCUAUUGUCGUAAAGGAUAAAUCUAAAGAAAUCAUCGAAACUCCGGCGGUAGAAGAAUCCAAGACAACCACAACAGUCACAACGACAACUACAGUGACAGAGACAGUCAGUGAAACUCCUGUUCCCGUCAUUGAGGAAUCUAAGCCUGCCGAGUCUGAAAAGAAACCAGAGGAGCCAAAGAAACCUGCGUAUGCAGGAUUGCCUGUCGAUGAUUCAACAAACUCAUGGAUGGAUGUUCUGGAUGAGCCGAUGAGUUUCUCCGACGAGGAAGAGGAACCUGCAGUACAGACAAUAGAAGCUCCCGUUUCUGUUGCACCUAUUGUCGUAAAGGAUAAAUCUAAAGAAAUCACCGAAAUUCCAGCAGUAGAAGAAUCCAAGACAACCACAACAGUCACAACGACAACUACAGUGACAGAGACAGUCAGUGAAACCCCAGUUGCAGUCGUUGAGGAAUCGAAACCUGUCGCAUCCGAAGAAGAACAAUCCAAGAUAAACAGAACAACGAAAACUACAGUAUCAGUCAGUGAAGCUCAUGUUCCAGUCAUUCAAGAUGAUGUAAUAAUUGUCGAGAAUAAAAAUCAUUUUGUUGAAACUUCAUCUAAUAGAGACGUCCAAGUCACUACAACAACAGUGAUGAAGGAUGAAAAUAAAUCCAUAUCUGAAGAUUCCAAAAUAAAAAUCGAUGCUGACGUUAAGCCAUUGGAGCCUAUCGAUACUUGGUCCAGCGUAUUAGAAGAUACCACACCCAAUUCUGGGAAUAUCGCUUUUAGCUCAACUUUGUCAGCCGAUGCUCCAGAAUUUACUCCGUCCUACUUAAAACAUGUCUACGCUGACCAAACUCACACGUUCUUGGCAAACGAAAGAGUGUACAACGAAUUCAUUCCCCGAAACAAAUCGGAACAUAUCGAACAACGUCAAAAGCCAAAGAAGGUUAAACCCCCAAAACGACAUAAGAAACCGGCUGAUGUUCAUGAAGAGGUUCAAAAUAUUCCCCAAGAGCAACCUGAAUUUGUGAAUGAACCAAUUGUUGUAUCAGUGGAAGAUAAUGUUUGGGCAAAGAACCAUGAUGGAAAGUCAUAUGCAGAUGUUUUGUUUAAUUCAGGAUUAAUUAGCGUGCCGGGCUUUGGAGAAUCUACAGUAAUCGAAAAGCAAAAAGAGGCCGUCGAUAAAGUUCGACCACAGAAGUCCAAGCCAAAGUCUGAAAAACGUAAGCCGGCGGAAUCAACGUUUAAAAUUUCAAAAGCUAACGUAGAGACUGAGGAACAAAAAUCAACAUCCGAAACUGAGCUUUCUAUACCAACAACUGAAAGCGAUGAGUCCAAGCCCACAACAGAAAGUUCGAAAGAGCCAUCAUCAGAUGAAAAGGAGCUUCCUGUUUCGUCUACAAUAUCAUGGUCCGCUUUGGUUCGCAGACCUGGUGAGUGGUCCGAUACCACAGUUACCACUGCUAAAACAGAUAUAAAAAUUAAAGAACAGCCUUCUAAAAAAGAAAACGAACCUACAAAAACUACAAAAUCGAAAAAAGCUAAGAAACCCAAAAAGGUCUUCGUGGAACCAGUUUCUACCACUUCAGAAGAUGAGCAUCUCGAACCAAUUCCUGUUGUGUUAGUUCAAGCUGUACCAAGCAAAUCCACAGAGGCUUCAGGCGAGUCUGCAGUUACAAUAUAUCAGGAUGAGAAACAUCCGGAAGUCGGCGAACAGACAGGUUUCUCCUGGGCGUCACUUGUUAAAAGGCCAGGCGAAUGGAUCGACACUACUGUAAAUCAAAUAAAAACAGCUGUUUCUACUUCGACAGAGAAAAAGGAAUCCAGUGACAAGGAAGAUCAAGAAAAACCGAAAAAAUUAAAGUCAAAGAAAAAACGAGAGCAAAACAAGCAUCAGCACAUCCAAACUGAAAAAGAAAUUAAGACUCAAAUAAUACCUGACCCUGUUAAAGAGUUUUCGGCCAUUGAAACUGAAAUUGCAGAGGUUCACGAACCUGUUCAAAAGCCAGUGGAAAAUUCAGGUAGCUCGUUCUCCUGGGCUUCUUUAGUGAAAACGCCUGGUGAAUGGGUGGAUGACAUAGCUACACGCAAAAACCCAGCUGCUCUAAAAGAGGAGACAACAGUAGAAUUGCCUGUUCAAAAAGAACGUAAAAUUUUGAAAGCCGACAAGAAAUCUAAGAAGGAGGCUACAAACGAAAAUAUUAAAAAGGUGCGACCCGAACCCCAACCCGUACCCGAAAUUGUUCCUUCUGAUGAUAGUGAUGCACCACCUAACCAAAAAGAGAAUGUAAUUACUUGGGCGAAGAUUGCUAGUCAAAUCGAUAAAAUGGAAGAGCUGCCGGUUAAAACAAACCAUAUUAAACAAAAGGAAAAUAUAAAAACUAAGGUAAACUUAGAUCAUCCUGAGAAGAAGAUAAAGUCAAAAUCAUCGGAAUCAAAUCCUGAAUUUAAACUUAAAUCGCCUCACUCAUGGGCUGCUGUAGUAAAUCAACAAACCAUAGAUUUUAUUGAAGCAGAAAAACCGAAAAAUUCUCAAUCAUCUUCUGACGUCAAGAAAAAGCAAAAGCUAACGGUACAAUCAUUGAUAUUAACUGAACCGCAGGAGUCGGCGACUGUCCAUAGUCCUAAAUUCUCUGGUAUUAUUGACGAACAUUCCGAAGUGCAACCACACAGAUCUUGGGCUGAGAUGAUUGAUGAUGGACAAGAUGAAGUAACCCUUGAAUCGAAGCCAUGGAAGGAGUUAAUUGAAGAUGAAGUGGAAAUUCCUCUGUUAACUGAAAACGGCGAUGAAGCUAAUAUUAGCAAAAUCAUACAAACCAUCCAAGAAAUGAGAACAAUUGAAAAUAUAGAACCACAUAAAGAAGAAUCGUAUACAAAAGAAGUCAAUAAAACUCCAGUAGUAGAAGAAUCCAAGACAACCACAACAGUCAAAACGACAACUACAGUGACAGACGCAGUCAGUGAGGAACCUGUUGCACCUAUUGUUGCGGAGGUAACACAAGUAAAUGUUUCUGAGGAUCAACCCAAAGAAGUAAUCGAAGCUCCUGUGAUAGAAGAAUCCAAGACAACCACAACAGUCACAACGACAACUACAGUGACAGAGACAGUCAGUGAAACUCCCGUUCCAGUCAUUGCGGAAUCUAAACCGUCCGAGUCUGAAAAGAAACCAGCGUAUGCAGGAUUGCCUGUCGAUGAUUCAACAAACUCUUGGAUGGAUGUUCUCGAUGAGCCGAUGAGUUUCUCCGACGAGGAAGAGGAACCUGCAGUACAGACAAUAGAAGCUCCCGUUCCUGUUGAACCCAUUGUCGUAGAGGAUAAACCUAAAGAAAUCACCGAAAUUCCAGCAGUAGAAGAAUCCAAGACAACCACAACAGUCACAACGACAACUACAGUGACAGAGACAGUUAGUGAAACUCCUGUUCCAGUCAUUGAGGAAUCUAAACCUGCCGAGUCUGAAAAGAAACCAGAGGAGCCAAAGAAACCAGCGUAUGCAGGAUUGCCUGUCGAUGAUUCAACAAACUCAUGGAUGGAUGUUCUGGAUGAGCCGAUGAGUUUCUCCGACGAGGAAGAGGAACCUGCAGUACAGACAAUACAAACUCCCGUUCCUGUUGAACCCAUUGUCGUAGAGGAUAAACCUAAAGAAAUCACCGAAAUUCCAGCAGUAGAAGAAUCCAAGACAACCACAACAGUCACAACGACAACUACAGUGACAGAGACAGUGAGUGAAACUCCUGGUCCAGUCAUUGAGGAAUCUAAACCUGCCGAGUCUGAAAAGAAACCAGAGGAGCCAAACAAACCAGCGUAUGCAGGAUUGCCUGUCGAUGAUUCAACAAACUCAUGGAUGGAUGUUCUGGAUGAGCCGAUGAGUUUCUCCGACGAGGAAGAGGAACCUGCAGUACAGACAAUACAAACUCCCGUUCCUGUUGAACCCAUUGUCGUAGAGGAUAAACCUAAAGAAAUCACCGAAAUUCCAGCAGUAGAAGAAUCCAAGACAACCACAACAGUCACAACGACAACUACAGUGACAGAGACAGUUAGUGAAACUCCAGUUCCAGUCAUUGAGGAAUCUAAACCUGCCGAGUCUGAAAAGAAACCAGAGGAGCCAAAGAAACCAGCGUAUGCAGGAUUGCCUGUCGAUGAAUCAACAAACUCAUGGAUGGAUGUGCUGGAUGAGCCGAUGAGUUUCUCCGACGAGGAAGAGGAACCUGCAGUACAGACAAUACAAACUCCCGUUCCUGUUGAACCCAUUGUCGUAGAGGAUAAACCUAAAGAAAUCACCGAAAUUCCAGCAGUAGAAGAAUCCAAGACAACCACAACAGUCACAACGACAACUACAGUGACAGAGACAGUUAGUGAAACUGCUGUUCCAGUCAUUGAGGAAUCUAAGCCUCCCGAGUCUGAAAAGAAACCAGAGGAGCCAAAGAAACCAGCGUAUGCAGGAUUGCCUGUCGAUGAUUCAACAAACUCAUGGAUGGAUGUUCUGGAUGAGCCGAUGACUUUCUCCGACGAGGAAGAACCUGUGGAGGAAGAACCUCUUGCACCUGUUGUUGUGGAGGUUACACAAGUAACUGUUUCUGAGGAUCAACCCAAAGAAGUAAUCGAAGCUUCUGUGGUAGAAGAAUCCAAGACAACCACAACAGUCACAACGACAACUACAGUGACAGAGACAGUCAGUGAAACUCCUGUUCCCGUCAUUGAGGACUCGAAACCAAUCGAGGCUGAAAAGAAACCUGAAGAGCCAAAGAAACCAGCGUAUGCAGGAUUGCCUGUCGAUGAUUCCACAAACUCAUGGAUGGAUGUUCUGGAUGAGCCGAUGACUUUCUCCGACGAGGAAGAACCUGUGGAGGAAGAACCUCUUGCACCUGUUGUUGUGGAGGUUACACAAGUAACUGUUUCUGAGGAUCAACCCAAAGAAGUAAUCGAAGCUUCUGUGGUAGAAGAAUCCAAGACAACCACAACAGUCACAACGACAACUACAGUGACAGAGACAGUCAGUGAAACUCCUGUUCCCGUCAUUGAGGACUCGAAAUCAAUCAAGUCUGAUAAGAAACCAGAGGAGCCAAAGAAACCAGCGUAUGCAGGAUUGCCUGUCGAUGAUUCAACAAACUCAUGGAUGGACGUUCUGGAUGAGCCGAUGACUUUCUCCGAUGAGGAAGAGGAACCUGCAGUACAGACAAUAGAUACUCCCGUUCCUGUUGAACCCAUUGUCGUAGAGGAUAAACCUAAAGAAAUCAUCGAAAUUCCAGCAGUAGAAGAAUCCAAGACAACUACAACAGUCACAACGACAACUACACUGACGGAAAAAAUUUCUGCAAAUCCUGUUUCGACCAUUGAGAAAUCUAAUCCAGACGUGUCAAAUGUGUGGGAGCGACAUUCGUCAUAUGCUGAUGUCCUUAAACACACACUUGAUUUUAUUGCCAUCGAGAAAAAUAAUGUUGAAACCCCAAGAGAUGAUCAAUUGACAAAACAAUCGUUUGAAGACGCUGAGAAACAUCAAAAGCUCCAUAAAAAGGAUAAAGCCAAGAAUAAUAAACAGAAAAAUCCUCGAAAUCAGCCAAAAGCUGAUGUCAUUCUCAGUGAUAGUGAAAUAAUAAAGACUCAACUAGAAGAAAAUACCAAUAAAUUAAAUAAACAUUCUGUACUAGAGGUGAUUGACAAUGGAGUGGAAGAUCGAUCCCAACGCACUUCUAGUAUUAACUUCUCGUGGUCAUCUGUAGUACGACAAGGUGUGGAAGAACCAUUAAUGAAAGUCAUUCAAAAAGACGAAUGCGUCGAUGUAAAUUCAUUAAAGGAAUUAGGAUUGUCAGGUGCUGAGACUUCCCAAAAUCAAAAGACUCAGGACUUUAUCUCUCAGGAGCAACAAUUCUCCACACUUGUAAACAAAAAACACAAAAAUCAAAAAGGCAAAAAGGACCAAAUACAUACGAAGAAAACGCCAGCCGUUUCCGAUCAACCCACAUCAGAAUUAUCAUCAACUCAGCAUUUGUCGUGGUCUUCAAUAGUUUCACAAACAACAGAGGUGACGCCAUCAAUUCAGGAGACCGUUGUCACUGAAGUGGUUACUACACAAGUUUCAGAAACUCAGGAACCUCUUGAGAAGCCUAAAAAACAAAAGUCAAAGAAGGAGAAGAAACCCAAAGCUGAACCCCUUCCAGAACCUGUUAAGGAAGUAAUCACUGUUGUCGAAAAAAAUGAGACGGAGAAGGAAGAGCCUGUUCCAGUUGCCAAAGAAACACCUUUAGCACCAUGGUCAGAUGUUGCAGAGGUCAUACCACAUUCGGAGCCAGAACAACCGAUACCCUCAACUGAGACAUCUCCAUUCCAGCCUCUGUCGUGGUCUACAAUAGUUUCACAAACAACAGAGGUGACGACAUCAAUUCAGGACACCAUUGUCACUGAAGUGGUUACUACUCAAGUUUCGGAAUCUCAAGAACCACUUGAGAAACCUAAAAAACAAAAGUCAAAGAAGGAGAAGAAACCCAGAGCUGAACCCCUUCCAGAACCUGUUAAGGAAGUGACCACUGUUGUCGAAAAAAUUGUGACAGAAAAAGAAGAGCCUGUUCCAGUUGCCAAAGAAACACCUUUAGCACCAUGGUCAGAUGUUACAGAAGUCAUACCACAAUCGGAGCCAGAACAACCGAUACCCUCAACUGAGACAUCUCCAUCCCAGCCUCUGUCAUGGUCUACAAUAGUUUCACAAACAACAGAGGUGACACCAUCAAUUCAGGACACCAUUGUCACUGAAGUGGUUACUACUCAAGUUUCGGAAACUCAAGAACCACUUGAGAAACAUAAAAAACAAAAGUCAAAGAAGGAGAAGAAACCCAGAGCUGAACCCCUUCCAGAACCUGUUAAGGAACUUACCACUGUUGUCGAAGAAAUUGUGACAGAAAAAGAAGAGCCUGUUCCAGUUGCCGAUGAAACACCUUUAACACCAUGGUCAGAUGCUAUAGAAGUAAUACCACAAUCGGAACUAGAACAUCCGAUACCCGCAACUAAGGCAUCUCCAUCCCAGCCUCUGUCGUGGUCUUCUAUAGUUUCACAAACAACAGAGGUGACUCCAUCAAUUCAGGAGACCAUAGUUACUGAAGUGGUUACUACACAAGUUUCGGAAACUCAGGAACCCCUUGAGAAACCUAAGAAACAAAAGUCAAAGAAGGAGAAGAAACCCAAAGCUGAACCCCUUCCAGAACCUGUUAAGGAAGUGACCACUGUUGUCGAAGAAAUUGUGACAGAAAAAGAAGAGCCUGUUCCAGUUGCCGAUGAAACACCUUUAGCACCAUGGUCAGAUGUUACAGAAGUCAUAUCACAAUCGGAACCAGAACAACCGAUACCCGCAACUGAGGCAUCUCCAUCCCAGCCUCUGUCGUGGUCUUCAAUAGUUUCACAAACAACAGAGGUGACUCCAUCAAUUCAGGAGACCAUAGUUACUGAAGUGGUUACUACACAAGUUUCGGAAACUCAGGAACCCCUUGAGAAACCUAAGAAACAAAAGCCAAAGAAGGAGAAGAAACCCAAAGCUGAACCCCUUCAAGAACCUGUUAAAGAAGUGACCACUGUUGUCGAAGAAAUUGUGAUAGAAAAAGAAGAGCCUGUUCCAGUUGCCGAAGAAACACCUUUAGCACCAUGGUCAGAUGUUGCAGAAGUCAUGCCCCAAUCGGAACUAGAACAUACGAUACCCGCAACUGAGGCAUCUCCAUCCCAGCCUCUAUCGUGGUCUUCUAUAGUUUCACAAACAACAGAGGUGACUCCAUCAAUUCAGGAGACCGUUGUCACUGAAGUGCUUACUACACAAGUUUCGGAAACUCAGGAACCACUGGAGAAACCUAAGAAACAAAAGUCAAAGAAGGAGAAGAAACCCAAAGCUGAAACCCUUUCAGAACCUGUUAAGAAAGUGACCACUGUUGUCGAAGAAAUUGUGACAGAAAAAGAAGAGCCUGUUCCAGUUGCCGAUGAAACACCUUUAGCAUCAUGGUCAGAUGUUACAGAAGUCAUAUCACAAUCGGAACCACAACAACCGAUACCCUCAACUGAGACAUCUCCAUCCCAGCCUCUGUCGUGGUCUACAAUAGUUUCACAAACAACAGAGGUGACACCAUCAAUUCAGGAGACCAUUGUUACUGAGGUGGUUACUACACAAUUUGUGGAAACUCAGGAACCACUAGAGAAGCCUAAUAAACAAAAGUCAAAGAAGGAGAAGAAACCCAAAGCUGAACCCCUUCCAGAACCUGUUAAGGAAGUGACCACUGUUGUCGAAGAAAUUGUGACAGAAAAAGAAGAGCCUGUUCCAGUUGCCGAUGAAACACCUUUAGCACCAUGGUCAGAUGUUACAGAAGUCAUAUCACAAUCGGAACCAGAAGAACCGAUGAUACCCGCAACUGAGGAUUCUCCAUCCCAGCCUCUGUCGUGGUCUUCAAUAGUUUCACAAACAACAGAGGUGACGCCUUCAAUUCAAGAGACCAUUGUUACUGAGGUGGUUACUACACAAUUUGUGGAAACUCAGGAACCACUAAAGAAGCCUAAUAAACAAAAGUCAAAGAAGGAGAAGAAACCCAAAGCUGAACCCCUUCCAGAACCUGUUAAGGAAGUGACCACUGUUGUCGAAGAAAUUGUGACAGAAAAAGAAGAGCCUGUUCCAGUAGCCGAUGAAACACCUUUAGCACCAUGGUCAGAUGUUACAGAAGUCAUAUCACAAUCGGAACCAGAACAACCGAUACCCUCAACUGAGACAUCUCCAUCCCAGCCUCUGUCGUGGUCUACAAUAGUUUCACAAACAACAGAGGUGACACCAUCAAUUCAGGAAACCAUUGUUACUGAGGUGGUUACUACACAAUUUGUGGAAAAUCAGGAACCACUAGAGAAGCCUAAAAAACAAAAGUCAAAGAAGGAGAAGAAACCCAAAGCUGAACCCCUUCCAGAACCUGUUAAGAAAGUGACCACUGUUGUCGAAGAAAUUGUGACAGAAAAAGAAGAGCCUGUUCCAGUUGCCGAUGAAUCACCUUUAGCAUCAUGGUCAGAUGUUACAGAAGUCAUAUCACAAUCGGAACCAGAACAACCGAUACCCUCAACUGAGACAUCUCCAUCCCAGCCUCUGUCGUGGUCUACAAUAGUUUCACAAACAACAGAGGUGACACCAUCAAUUCAGGAGACCAUUGUUACUGAGGUGGUUACUACACAAUUUGUGGAAACUCAGGAACCGCUAGAGAAGCCUAAAAAACAAAAGUCAAAGAAGGAGAAGAAACCCAAAGCUGAACCCCUUCCAGAACCUGUUAAGGAGGUGCCCACUGUUGUCGAAGAAAUUGUGACAGAAAAAGAAGAGCCUGUUCCAGUUGCCGAUGAAACACCUUUAGCACCAUGGUCAGAUGUUACAGAAGUCAUAUCACAAUCGGAACCAGAACAACCGAUACCCGCAACUGAGGGAUCUCCAUCCCAGCCUCUGUCGUGGUCUUCAAUAGUUUCACAAACAACAGAGGUGACGCCUUUAAUUCAAGAGACCAUUGUUACUGAGGUGGUUACUACACAAUUUGUGGAAACUCAGGAACCACUAGAGAAGCCUAAAAAACAAAAGUCACAGAAGGAGAAGAAACCCAAAGCUGAACCCCUUCCAGAACCUGUUAAGGAAGUGACCACUGUUGUCGAAGAAAUUGUUACGGAGAAGGAAGAGCCUGUUCCAGUUGCCGAUGAAACACCUUUAGCACCAUUGUCAGAUGCUACAGAAGUAUUACCACAAUCGGAACCAGAACAACCGAUACCCUCAACUGAGACAAAUCCAUCCCAGCCUCUGUCGUGGUCUACAAUAGUUUCACAAACAACAGAGGUGACGCCAUCAAUUCAGGAGAGCAUUGUUACUGAAGUGGUUACUACACAAGUUUCGGAAACUCAGGAACCACUAGAGAAGCCUAAAAAACAAAAGUCAAAGAAGGAGAAGAAACCCAACGCUGAACCCCUUCAAGAACCUGUUAAGGAAGUGACCACUGUUGCCAAAGAAAUUGUGACAGAAAAAGAAGAGCCUGUUCCAGUUGCCAAAGAAACGCCUUUAGCACCAUGGUCAGAUGUUACAGAAGUCAUACCACAAUCGGAACCAGAACAACCGAUAUCCUCAGCUGAGGCAUCUCCAUCCCAGCCUCUCUCAUGGUCUUCAAUAGUUUCACAUGCAACAGAGGUGACGCCAUCAAGUCAGGACACCAUUGUCACUGAAGUGGUUACUACUCAAGUUUCGGAAACUCAAGAACCACUUGAGAAACCUAAAAAACAAAAGUCAAAGAAGGAGAAAAAACCCAAAGAUGAACCCCUUCCAGAACCUGUUAAGGAAGUGACCACUGUUGUCAAAGAUAUUGUAACGGAAAAUGAAGAGCCUGUUCCAGUUGCCAAAGAAACACCUUUAGCACCAUGGUCAGAUGUUACAGAAGUCAUACCACAAUCGGAACCAGAACAACCGACACCCUCAACUGAGGCAUCUCCAUCCCAGCCUCUGUCUUGGUCUACAAUAGUUUCACAAACAACAGAGGUGACACCAUCAAUUCAGGAGACCAUUGUCGCUGAACUGCUUACUACACAAGUUGUCGAAAUUCAGGAACCACUAGAGAAGCCUAAAAAACAAAAGUCUAAGAAGGAGAAGAAACCCAAAGCCAAACCUCUUCCAGAACCUGUUAAGGAAAUGGUUACUGUUGUCGAAGAUAUUGUGACGGACAAGGAAGAGCCAGUUCCAGUUGCCGUAGAGAGACAUUUUACACCAUGGUCUAAUGUUGUGGACAAACAAUGGUCGAACAUUGUUGAGGAGCACGAUUCGAUAGUGCAACCCAACAUAACGGACUCCUUUUCGUGGUCGUCGAUUGUUUCUCAAGAUAACGCUGAACAUGAAGCAAUUGUUCAGCCCGUUAUUUCUGAGAAAAUAUAUGAUACAGUUGUAGACACCCACGAUCCUUAUAAAAAGCCCAACAAUCAAAGAUCCAAGAAAGAAAAACAUCCUCAAAAUGAUACUACCGAAACUGUAUUAGACAUAAUGCCUGAUGUUAAUCAAGAACACAAAGCUACCAAGCCUGAGCCUGAAUUUAUUGUACAGUUGCCGAAACCAUCGAAAUCAUCAGUAUGGUCAUCAUCCGAAACAUAUGCUGAAGUCGUUAAAAAGUCUGGAUACACAAAUACUACCAACAUUCGGUAUCAAGAAGAGGAUAUCAAAUCUGUUCCGUCUGUUACAGUUUCUGAAUUCCCAGAUCCCAUUAUAUCGCCAAUUGAAUUGGACUCUAAUUUUGAAAACUCUUCGCUCUCUUGGAAGGAAAUUAUAGAUGAUGAGGUAGAGCCUACUAGUUCAUCAUGGCCACAAAAACCUCAGGAUGAAGAUCCCAAAUAUGAACGACGAUCACGUAUUGCCGAUAAGCCAGCAAUUUCAUUAACUGAAGAUAAUGUUACUAGUCCGGAAGUCAGGCCUAAUGAUGAACAAGGUUUUCUGGAAAUCGUUUCAAAGAAGAGACUUCGGUCCCGUUCUCGUUCGCAACAAUCACAAAUUUCACAAAUAGAAGACAAGCCACAGAAGAAAAAAUCCAAAAAACCCAAAGAGAGAAAACAGACCCCGCCUUCUCAGACACUGAAGGAACCGCAAAUGGAAAAGGAAGCUGUUACCGACAUAGCAAGCGCUGUAAGCGAACCGAGUCCUUUGCCUUAUACCUCUGGCAUGUCUUGGGCAGCAAUAACUGCACAUAACGUUCCUGUGCCAACGCAACAAAUACGUCCUCUAUUGAUCGCGACUAAAGAGAUUGUAAAAGACGGGUUAGGGGAACCCACAAAAGAUCAUAAACUUGGCAUACCAUUCAGAUUGGAAACAACAGAAGCUAAAAAACACAAUCAAAAGUCUAAACGAAAAACACAGCAUGAUACAGUUGACUUCAUAAACGCGGAAAGAAAAUUACAUCAAAUACCUAAGGACAAGCCACAAAAAACUUCAAAGGAUGAAUUAGAGCCUGAGAUUGUUGUUGUUCAAGAAACAUCUUUAGCACCAUGGUCAGAUGUUACAGAACCACAACCAGAACCAGAACAACUGUUACCCGCAACUGAGACAUCUCCAUCCCAUGCUCAGUCGUGGUCUUCAAUAGUUUCACAAACAACAAAGGUGACGCCAUCAAUUCAGGAGACCAUUGUUACUGAGGUGGUUACACAAUUUGUGGAAACUCAGGAACCACUAGAGAAGCCUAAAAAACAAAAGCCAAAGAAGGAGAAGAAACCCAAAGCUGAACCCCUUCCAGAACCUGUUAAGGAAGUGACCACUGUUGUCGAAGAAAUUGUGACAGAAAAAGAAGAGCCUGUUCCAGUUGCCGAUGAAACACCUUUAGCACCAUGGUCAGAUGUUACAGAAGUCAUAUCACAAUCGGAACCAGAACAACCGAUACCCGCAACUGAGGCAUCUCCAUCCCAGCCUCUGUCGUGGUCUUCAAUAGUUUCACAAACAACAGAGGUGACGCCAUCAAUUCAGGAGUCCAUUGUUACUGAAGUGGUUACUACACAAGUUUCGGAAACUCAGGAACCUCUUGAGAAGCCUAAAAAACAAAAGCCAAAGAAGGAGAAGAAACCCAAAGCUGAACCCCUUCCAGAACCUGUUAAGGAAGUGACCACUGUUGUCGAAGAAAUUGUGACAGAAAAAGAAGAGCCUGUUCCAGUUGCCGAUGAAACACCUUUAGCACCAUGGUCAGAUGUUACAGAAGUCAUAUCACAAUCGGAACCAGAACAACCGAUACCCGCAACUGAGGCAUCUCCAUCCCAGCCUCUGUCGUGGUCUUCAAUAGUUUCACAAACAACAGAGGUGACGCCAUCAAUUCAGGAGACCAUUGUCACUGAAGUGGUUACUACACAAGUUUCGGAAACUCAGGAACCACUUGAGAAGCCUAAAAAACAAAAGUCAAAGAAGGAGCAGAAACCCAAAGCUGAACCCCUUCCAGAACCUGUUAAGGAAGUGACCACUGUUGUCGAAGAAAUUGUUACGGAGAAGGAAGAGCCUGUUCCAGUUGCCGAUGAAACACCUUUAACACCAUGGUCAGAUGCUACAGAAGUAAUACCACAAUCGGAACCAGAACAACAGAUAUACUUAGAUGAGACAUCUCCAUCCCAGCCUCUGUCAUGGUCUUCAAUAGUUUCACAUACAACAGAGGUGGUGCCAUCAAUUCAGGAGACCAUUGUCACUGAAAUGGUUACUACCCAGGUUUCGGAAACUCAGGAACCUCUUGAGAAGCCUAAAAAACAAAAGUCAAAGAAGGAGAAGAAACCCAAAGAUGAAUCCCUUCCAGAACCUGUUAAGGAAGUGACCACUGUUGUCGAAGAAAUUGUGACAGAAAAAGAAGAGCCUGUUCCAGUUGCCGAUGAAACACCUUUAGCACCAUGGUCAGAUGUUACAGAAGUCAUAUCACAAUCGGAACCAGAACAACCGAUAUCCUUAGCUGAGACAUCUCCAUCCCAGCCUCUGUCGUGGUCUUCAAUAGUUUCACAAACAACAGAGGUGACGCCAUCAAUUCAGGAGACCAUUGUCACUGAAGUGGAUACUACACAAGUUUCGGAAACUCAGGAACCACUUGAGAAACGUAACAAACAAAAGUCAAAGAAGGAGAAGAAACCCAAAGCUGAACCCCUUCCAGAACCUGUUAAGGAAGUGACCACUGUUGUCGAAGAAAUUGUGACAGAAAAAGAAGAGCCUGUUCCAGUUGCCAAAGAAACACCUUUAGCACCAUGGUCAGAUGUUACAGAAGUCAUACCACAAUCGGAACCAGACAAACCGAUACCCGCAACUGAGACAUCCGCAUCUCAGCCUCUGUCGUCGUCGUCAAUAAAUUCUCAAUCUACAGAGAUAACGCCUAUAAUUUGCGAGACCGCUUUGACUGAGAAAGCCACAAUUAUUUCAAGUUCUGAUUCGACUUCUGAGUCGUCGUCUGUGCCAUCUGAGCUUGAUCCAUUUGUAUGCGAAACUUCAUAUUGGUCUGCUACGUUGAAACCUGCACAGAAAACAACAAUUUCCGAAGAAACUUUGGAAGUAGUUAACUCGGGCAAUGAAAAGGAUCAACGAAUUUCUCUUGCAAUUCCCGUUAGCGAGUUGAUUGAAGAAGUAUCAGUAGAAUCUCCCACAGACCAACCAACUACAUGGUCAGCUAUAGUUCAGACUGAGACUACAGUCUUCCCGACACCAGUAUCCCAGGAGGAAGAUAAGGCUAAAUUGCCGGCGUGGUCUACAGUAAUUGUGAGCAAAAAUACGGACUUCCAAGAGCCAAAGCCUCAAUUUGAUAUUGACAUAAAAAAUACGGAAACAACAACAUAUGUAACAACAACUGUAACGACACACACGGAUGUACCGACAUCACCGCCACCAUUAUAUGUAUCUACUAUUGUCACAACACACUCGCAGUCCGAUCAUUUGGAACCUGCUGCAAGUCCAAGCAACAUUGAAAUACUUUCCAAAAAUUUACACGCCGAAGCAACUAAGUUGCAUCCGCGAUAUGAUUUACUGGAAACACAAUAUCAAUUACUGGAAGCAAAUAAUAUUACAGACAAACCAGAAAUACCAAGUGACAUUGGUACUUUCGAAGACGUCGAAGAUAUAACGAGUAUAGAUGAUUAUGUUAUAAUUGAACCCGACUCAGUAACCCAGCUAAAUACUGAAAUAUUAGCUUUCAAUUUAUAUCUUGAUCAGUUAAACCUAUUGCGCUCUUUACCAUGUGAUUCUGAUAGUCAGUUGCAUUUAGUGAAAUCUAAAGAAUCGAUUAAACAAGUAUCCGAAGUUCAGGUAGAACCAAUAGUAGUAGAAAAGCAAGUAGAUAUAGUCGAAGUCCAGGACUUGCAUAAACCUUUGGUAGAAGCCCCAUUACAGGUUCAUGAAAUUAAGACUUUAGUCGAAACUCCCAUACACGAGGAUUUAAUACCAGAAUCUACGGCUAAGGCAAGUGAUUUGAUAUGGCAUCUAAGUCAGGACAAUUUUGGAAACUUAAUUAAACAUUACAAACAAUCUGCUGACGAUACAUACGCAAAAUUCGCAAAGAUUACCACGGACUUAAAAACAGAUACAAUUACAAAGAAAGCUCAGGAAUCACAAGACGAUAAGCAUAAGACUGACAUCAUUACAGAAACUGUAGUGACAACGACUACGAUUACAGAGUCAAGUAAAUUGACAUCUGAUCAAAUUGUAGAAGAUAAGACUGAAACAGAGACAUCGUCAUUUGAAAACAUUCCUACCGUUGAAGAGCCAGUGGCACUGCAUGCAGUUGGCGAUCUCGAUCAAUUGCGUCUAAAUCUGUACCUAGAUGACUGGCAACCAGCAGUUUCUCUGUCAGGUUUAGACGAAGACAGUAUCGAACGGUUAAAAUCUGCUGAUGCUACUGGUAAUGAUGCGGACUUUGACAAAGACAGCAAACGCGACGAUGUUGCUGAUCAAAAGGACGAUAACGAUGACGAUGAUGACGAUGACGACGACGACGAUGAUGAUAGGGACAAAUUGACUGUGCCAGAAAUACGCAAACCGAACGACGAUGAUGAUAAAUCAAACGAUAGAGAUCCCGGUAGUGGUAGUAGUGGUAAUGUAACACCAACUCCCGAACAUGAUGCCAGUCAGAAUGCACAAAACCGUAGCUGCUCAUCAGAGUAUAUGGCAACAGAUUUACCAGGGGGUGUAGGUCAUUGGCGUGAUCAGAGUACUUACUUGGCAUUAGAAGCCGAAACUCAAGUAGAACAAACACCAAUAGAAGAGGGCGGGAAAUCAACAGUAGUACUAACCCAAUCAGAAAUUCCAAGUUCACUCAUAACCCCUGAAGCAAGUCCCGAUUCUCCUUACACUGCUACAACUUCAACUAACGUGGCAAAUGCACUAAUCCAAUUGGCGAGCGCCACAACUCAUACGCUGUCUGCUGCAGCAAAUGCUGCAACUGCAGCAGCCCAAACGACAACACUGGCUGCAACCAGCGCGCUUUUACCAGUUGCCGCAGUAGUUAUCGAUAAGUUGACUACGGCCACGACAACAUUAACAUCACCAGUGGAGGCACCAGAGGUAUCGAAGGUAACAGAAGAGUUUACAUCAGCAACAUCUACUGAUGCAACAACCACAACGGCGACACCAAAAACACCAGCAACAAUACCCGAAACGACAACAACAACCAACACCAAUAUUGAUGACGAUAAUGUAGUGGUAGUGACGCCAGUUGACAAUUCCAAUGUCCUAAAGCGCACCACUACCACAACAGUUACGACAACAACAACAACCAUUGAGACGCCAGCUGGCGCCUCGACGUCAACAACAACAACAUCGACAACAUCAAGCGCCGAUCUGCAACAACAACGCCAGAAGGAACUCAUUGCGCAAGAACUCGACGAACUGCUACAAUCGCUUUCAAGCGUCGAGGAUGGCAUCGCGAACAUGAAUCAGAGUAGCCUGGAAGGCAUGCUGCAAGGAUUGAAGCUAAUCCAAACCAAUCUGGAAGUACACGAAAGGGACGCACAUAACCUAAAGGAACAAGCCAGGCAUUUGCCUACAGAUCCUGCCACUGAACGCUUGCUGAACGAGACAACUGAUCGCAUUGACUUGCUCCUAAGACGUACUCAACAAGGAAUUACCAUGAUAGCCAACGCUAUGCAUGGCCAGAAAAAGCGUCAAGAGGAGAUCGACCAAUACCAAGAGCAUUUGCUAGAAUUGGAACGAUGGAUCACAGAAGUAUCGGCCGAGUUGGCAUCGUUUGAGCCCACACCUGAUAGUAGUACGGAUGAACAGGUGUUGAAAUCACAGGUGGAACGUAGCCAGCAAUUGUUGCGUACCCUAAAAGAUCGUCAACAGUCUAUGGAUGAUUUGAUGGAGCAAACGCGCCAGCUUCAGACCCAACCCGAUGUAGCUCCACUUGCCAAUACAUUGAUGGAACAACUGCAAAGCAUAAUAACCAUUAUAAGGGAGCAAAUAACUGUGGCCACCACUCGUAUCUUUACCAUUGAGAAACGAAUUGUUGAUCUACGUAAGGCUAAGAACGAUGAAAUUCAGCGGCAAAGAAUUUUGGCCGAUGCACAAAUCCAGCCACCGAUUGAUAGGCCAGAUGCAGCGCAUGAAUCGAUUGAGUCCAACGAGAAUACCAUUGAUUCCACAUCGAUGCCCGAAGAAGAAAUCAAACCAACAGGCGUUUAUGUGGAAACUCAGACAUCGUUUAGCCUACAGCAACCAGCGCUUCAACAAGUAGAAACAAACACUGUGGAGGCACAGACCAGUUUUAAGGAGCCUGCUAUAGAAACAGCUGAGGUUGCUUUGCAAACUCAAAAGGAACGUCAGCCAACUGAAAAUAUUAUGGUAACUCAAACAGUUCAACAUGGUCAAGAAACCAUUCAAAUCGAUACGAGUUUCAACAAGGAUGUUCCUGAUCUGCCCAAAGAUGUGGAAAUUGAGGCCCGUUACCAUCAAAAACCACAGGGUGACAUUGAUCGUGCAACCGAGCUAAUACUUAAGAACGUGCCACAAGCAUUUGAAACUACAUUUGUGGAACCCGAUGAACAAACCACCGAAGUAGUUGUUGGACCUGAUGGUACCAAGCAUAUCGUUUUAAAGAAGGUCACCCGCACACGUCAGCAGAUUGUGCAGCAACAGCAAAUUAGCUCCAUUGAAACAAUCAGCGACGCAGAUGGCAAUAUUCAAGUACAAUCGACCGGCCAAAUGAAUCUUGAGAAUGUAGAAACUAAGGAUACCAGUGCCGAUCCUAAGGAGGGCAGUUAUCGCACAGUUGUGACCCAACAAACCCGGGGAACUCUGAUCGACGGUUCGCAACCGGAGACAGUGACCGUGCAGGAAUUUGAAACCGAGCCUAUAAUUGAGCAAUAUGAGGAGCAGCUAAUUGGCAGCCCUGGUGAAACUGAAGUAACACUAUCUCAAUUGCCAACCGGUGUGGAGACGCAAAGUAGCAUUCGGGCAGUGGUCCAACAGGUGACGCGCAAGGUAAUUCGCAAAACUCGUAAAAUUAUCAAACGUGUCGUUAUCAUCGAUGGAAAGGAACAUAUCACCGAAGAGGUAAUCGAAGAGCCUGAAGAAAUUGAAGUAACCGAAGAGGAGACUGCUCCACACAUCAAUGUGAACAUUUUGCGAACGGUUAAUGGCAAAGUGGUUUCCGAAGAAGAGUUCCAGCGUUUGAUGCAGGAGCCAGGAGUGGUCAUCGAAGAAGUUGCAACGGAUCUGUCAAAGCCAAUGACAGAUGAACCGCAGCAACAGGUAUUUGAUAUUGAGUCUACCCACGUCAACACCACCACAACCACCACCAAAACAACAACAACAACCACACCACAACAUGAACAAGAACAACAAACACCACAACAACCAACAGCUACAACAACAAUAACAACAGAAACGACCAAAGAAGCACUUGUAGAGUUGCCAGCACCUCAAGUAGAUGUUGAAGAAUCUGUAGAAGUUGCUACUAUCAGUCCCGUUAAUGUUAUAGCCGAGGAUGUAACCACCACAACAGCAACAACAUUAGUCACUCCUCAAGAAGAACAACAACCAGUAGGCGUGGAAGAUAUCAAUGAAAUUUGGCCCCUGGAACAUCAUUUGAAGCCAACAAAUAUUGAAUUCUCCCAGCAUGAGGAGGAGAUAGCACCACCAGCGGCAGUAACAACCACUGAGAUCGAAACCAUUUGGCCAACAAGCCCAGAAACUGGAAAUUCGUUGUCACUGGAAACUUAUGAAUUUGAACCACAAUCAAUACCAGAAAAAGUUAGGCAAGCACAACCCAAUGAGACUGAAACUGCAUCUUCAACUGAGACUAAACCUGAGAUCGAGAAAAAACUGGCCACUGGUAGUAUUACAAUAACCACAACCAGCACCACAUUCACCUCUAAUAUGAAGGAGCAACCGGAAUUAGAAGUUCCUACAGAAGUUGUACCCAAUGAGAAGACUGAAAUUCAAAGUUUCUUGGAAGCCGAAAAGGCACAUGCUUUGAAACCACAUCAGGUGGAAGAAAUACAAAAACAACCUACUGAAGCAAUCACCAUUGAUGUGGUCGAGAGUGUGGAACAAACGUCUGAAGAGAUUAAGCCAGAAGAAAGCCUUGAUAAGCCAUGUGAAGUCACAGAAGUUACAAAGUCAGAUAGAAUUCAAACGCAAGAGAAAGAACCUGUAGCAGCAGACAAACAAUCGAUUGAUGACUCGCCUUCGGAUAGUCUUGGCAAGCAGGAUUCCGAGCCCGAUCAAAUUGAUGUACGCAUGGCCACACAACUAUUCAUUAGUGGUGAAGCAGCUACUACAGAGCCACCACGUAAAUCAUAUCAGGUUACAGCUCCAUCCAUUGUGGACAAUGGCUCAGGCGUUCUAAAGGUCGUAAUGAGUACGGAACAGGAAAAGAAAGAGGAAUCCGACGUGCACACCAAACCUAAGGUUAGCAUGACCAUCAUUGAGACGGCCACAACGACGCCAGCCGUUGAUGCUAGCAGUAAACGAAGUCGAAAGAAAAAGAAGAGAAGAGAUACUAAAUCCGAUGAGCAAUUGGAGGAUAAGACUGAACCUAAACCAGUAGUUGUGGCUGCAGAAAAGGAAGACGAGCCCGUUUCCUCAUCUGUCAGUUCACCACGUGAUGACCCAGUUAAAGUGCGGCAUGAAUCUGUUGUAGAGAUUAGUGCAGAUAGCGAUUUGUCGAGCAUUGAUAAUAGCAUUGACACAAGUGUCAAAAUUGUGGAAGAUGCAGUGGUAUCUUCUCCCUCCGAGUCUCCGCGUGCACCCAUUACAGAACUGGUAAUACCUACAGAGGUUGUGGAGCUAGCUCUUGUCGAAGAUGAGGAGCAGCAGACGACACCACGCGUACCAUCGCCAGCCAUUGUUGAGGUGGAGCAAGACAUAAAAUCUGUUCAAACUUCGCCACAGCAUCAACCGAAACUCGACGAAAUUUCAGUGCAGACAAGUCUAGAUAUUCAGCCCGAUAAUCAAGAAAAUGAAUCCCAAACAUUGAUUGUUGAAAUAACUGAGACUGAGGCUCAGACCACUCCAAGAGAGGAAGCACCCGAAAAGAUUGAACCAGUCGAGGUUUCGACUACUGAAAUGCAAACGGAUGUAAGUGGCCAGCCAGCAGAAACCACUGAAAUCUCCAGUCAAACCACUAUCAUAACGAGCAUUGAAAAAGAGCUGCAAACAACACCAAAAGAUUCACCGCGCGAAGCCGAACCAGGAAGCGGCGAUAUUGUGCCAGCUCUGGUUCAGGACUUGGUUAAGGAAAUGACUAUCGACUUGCCAGUACCCACAACGGAACAAUCCACGGUCACAGAGACGACUACCACUAUUGAAACUCAUGUUCAGACUCUAACCCCUGAGCCAACCGAGGUGGUAGGAGACAGUCUUGUGGUCAAGCCGGAGACAAUCAAUGAAGAAACCACUACGGAGGAACUGAUAAAGGUUAUCGAUGGCGAUACGCAGACAACACCACGUGAAGAGCAACAACCUCUCUCACUUGAUGAUGAGGCUUCGAUAACAGCGAGCACAUCAAUAUCCGAACCAUAUGAACUGGAGGUGAAGACUACUGUAGCCAUACCAGCCGACUCAGAUUGUUCCGUGGUAGAGCCAACAGUCUAUGAGUACACGCAGACCUUGGAAUUGCCAAAGAAGGAAAAGAAGUCUAAGAAGGACAAAAAGAAGCAAAAGCAUCAGCCGGAAUCACAGCCUGAGGAACCACAAAUAAGUGUGACCGUUGAAAUUGCACCUGAGUUGCUUACAGAAUCAGGCAUUGUGGUGUCAACCAAUCAGGAAGUUAUAGAGGAAGUUCCAUAUGUUAUACCGGAUGCUGAUGUCGAAGUGAUUUCAAAUGAACCAGAUGAACAGAAACCACAACGAGUUCAGUUACAAAUCACCAAGACAACCGUCUAUGAUGAGUACCCUGAGUUGCCAGUGCAUAUAACAGAGCAGAACAAAGUCAGCAUUGCCUCGCAACAGCAAUCGCAAAGUAAUAAGGCUGGACGCACUGCAGCUGGACCAACGUCGUCAGUGACCAUUGAAGAGGUAGCUUCACCCACAGAAGAGAUUAUGGUGCCUAUCACACCGGGUCCCGACAAUUUGAAUGAGCCAAACAUUUGGUUUAGUGCUACAACCAGUGUGGACAAGACACCAGUGGAGUUAACCCAAGCAUUGCUAUUGAGUGAGAGCAUGCAGCACUUCCCUGGCUCACAAGUUAAGCAGCAGCAGCAGCAAGCUCCAGCAAUUUGGGCCGAGACGAAAGAAGCCAUUGGCGGCCGCAUUAAGCAAUUAAAACAGGUGACGGCCACAACACCUCAGCAGGCAUCAACGACCACUCCUUUAAGCAAUGUUCUUCAUUUGGCUACUUUGUCCGAACAAAUUAAACAAGUGCCAACAGAACAGCGGUUGCAGGAAGUGAAUCAGGGUCUUCAGGAUUUGGAUUCUGCUCUGCGAAACGGCGAUCGGACAAUCAUUCAAACCACCGUGAUUACAGUUAUUGAAAAGGUCUCCACUUGGCUAGAGACAAUAGAGUAUCGUGUAUAUCUCAUACGUCAAAACUCUAACGAUGGUCCUUCCGAGGAGAAAUUGGAUAACUAUAAUCAAUUGAAUGAGGAAUUGCACACUAUUAAGGAGAAUGUUGGUCAUCUGGAAAAUCAGCUGACCCAUGCAACAAAACCUGUGGAACCCGAGCUAUUGCAAUGCGUCGACACUCUGAAAGAACAUGUUGAAGCUGUCGAACAGGUCACCCAACAGAAUCAGGACCAAGACACCAAGGACUACGAUAAAUGGCACAGCUUUGAAUUGCAAUUGCAGGAUGUCUCCUUGAUUCUUGAACAGCUGCAGCAACGCUUUGAGUUGACUAUCAAUCAGGAUUAUCCUCUCUCGGCAAAGUUGCAGCAAUUAGAUGACUUGGAAGCACAGCAUGAGGCAGCCCAACAACAAUUGGCUCAACUUAUGCAAAAUGCCAGAUCUUUCCAACGUGAUUAUCCUGGUAAAAAGAUGCCUCACGAUAUGCACAAUGCUUUUGAGUUAAACAAGAACAUUGGUAAUAACAUCCAAACGGAACGCGAACGUGUACUCCAGCUACAAUCACUGGCAGAGGAAUACGAGCAAACCCUGAAAGAGUUUACUAAUAUUACCGUUCUGGCCGAUAAGCUUGUUGAGAGUCCAAUUGUGUCUAGUUCGUUGGAACAAUUGAACAAUGAAGUUCAGAAGCAGCGCAAGUUCUUUGUCAACUUGAGUCACUGCCGAGCCAUGCUCGAGUCACUGGAAGAGAACAUUGACAGCGAAACACGUGAAAAGCACUCGGAGCUGCAUAAGGAACUUUAUAAUCGAGCUACCCAACUGCUAGACAAAGCCUCUGAACGUUCCUCCAAGUUGGUGCAAGCCGCUUCCCGUUGGACUGUUUUGGAGAAGGGAAUGCGGGAUGAACUGCAGUGGCUACAAGUGGCCCAACAGCGUGUACCCGAUCUUUCAGCCGUUACAUCGGCCGAUUACGAUCAGUACACAACGCUUUAUCAAUCCCUGAGCAAUGAUAUUUCCCAUCAUUAUGUAAAGAUGACUCAACUUUCCGGUAUAGCAAAUAAACUUCAGCAACUAGUCCAAGCGCCAAAUCUAGUGGAACAAACAAAUGAGGCAUUGAUAGUAUUGCUAAAGUUACGCGAAGAGGUGGCUCUCUAUUUGCAUCGCCUGCUGGUCUUCAAGGAGAUCUGGGUGCAGUACGAACAGCAAACAGAUAAAAUGGAAGCAUUUGUACGCGAAGCUGAGCAAGAGUUGAGACAGAUUCAAAUUCCAACUCAACAACCCACCCAACAACCUAUUGAGCAUAUGCGUCAGUUCUGGGAGAUCAAGGCCCGUUUUGGUUUACACAAUAACAUACGCAGCGAAGCCAGUCACAGUUUUGAGAAGUCUCUGCAGGUAAUACCAUUGGCCGACGAAAUGCUGCAGCGUCAAUUCCAUGCUCAAUUGGAGGACCGCUGGCAGGCCGUCUCUCAGGCCAUUGAACAAAUUCAACACAACAUUGUCCAGUGUCUGUCGUCCGAGGAUAUCGCAGCCGAUGAGAAACUAAAACUAGUCGAGCGUGAACUGCAAGAGAUCUAUCUGACCAUGACUAGCAUGAAGGGCAUAAUCAAGAACGAAGAGGAACUUUGUCUCUACAUUGAACGCAUUCAAGUUCUUCGCACUCGUGUUGGUUUCAUUGGCAACGAGUUGGGACGCAUUGGUCUCCAGGAGCCAGCUAUCGAACCUGAAAAGGUAGGCGAACUCUUCGCUCUAUCUCACAAGAUAAGCACACAAAUUGCCGAGGAAUUGGAAGGUGCUUCCGUAUUAAGAGAUCAACUGCAAGCCAUUCAAGAGGGCAUUAGUAACCAGCGUAAGCACCAAGCCAAAAUAUCCGUUAUUCUCGAUGAAUGUGAAGCUGCCGAACGACAAGGCGCCGAUGUUCUUGAAAAAGCAGUCCAAGAUUGCCAAGGUGUAGGUGAAGAGCUUGUGGCCAGUUGGCAGGAAAUCAUGCGUAUACGUCAAAUGCUGCACACACUACCAAUGCGUCUAAAGAUGUCUGUAUCGCCGCUAAAACUAGAACGCGACAUCUCUCAAUUGCAAGAUGAUCAUGCCUUCUUAGAGAGCAAGUGUACCAAUAUUAUGGCUAUACUUAGAAAUCGCUUAGCUCUCUGGCUACGUUACGAACGGCAAUUGGAACUGGUGCAUGGAUCUGUCCAGGAAACGGACUUUAUGAUGGAACUAAUACGAGUUCAUGGCCAGGUUGACUAUGAGCGUCUGCGAAAGGCCACCGAGAGAUUGGAGGGGCUUGCCGGUGAUCUACAUAAUCGUGAACAAUUGCUUAAUGAGCUAAAGGGUGCCGCCAAUCCCUUGAUCGAAUCCUGUGACGUACAAAUUGUCGAACAAAUCGAAUCGGCCGUCCAAGAUGCGGUAGUCGCCUGGAAUGAUACCACCGAGAACCUGCAACAAUUGUAUACACGUUAUCAGCGAGCUGUGGAACUUUGGGACAAAUACCGUAACGCUUCGGCGGCAGUGAAGAGUUCUAUUGAACAGCAAAUGGAUAGUGUCAAGUCCUUGGAGCAACCCUUGGAUGCCAUACAACAUGCCAAGGUCUGUCAAGAUAAUUUAAGCACACAAAAUGAUCGCCUGUUGGAACUACGUGACAUUGUGGCAAAAAUUGCCGCCGAUGUUGGUUUAGAUGCAUCCGCUUUAAUGCAAGGCGAAUUGGAUGCAUUGGGUCAACGAUUAUCGGAGUGCAAAGAAGCCAUUACCACAUUGGCCAAUGUGGCAGAAGCCCAAGAUAAGGAACGCAAAGAGCUGGACAAAGAGGUGACACAGGCAAAGACUUACUUCAACAAUGUGCAGCAGGAAAUUUCCCGAGAGCCACCGCAGACACCCAAAGAAAGUGAAGAACAAUUGGCUGCUCUGAGAUCUCAUUUGCAGACUUUGGCUCGUACCGAAGAGCAAUUGCGGCAGCUAAGUCAACGCCAGCAAGACAAUGACCAUUUGAUUGCUCCGACAGAUGAUGGCAUUUUGGAGGUACUAGCAUUAUGGCAAAAGAUAUUCCAGGACACAUUCCAGGAAUAUCAUCGUCUGUCCACACGCCUGGCCCGCAGUCAGAAUAGCUCGGAGGCCUUGCGUUUGUGGCGUCAGUACCUGCAGCAUGUUCAGUCCUUCCUCUCAUGUGCCAUUCCCGAGGAUUAUAGCAGCUUGCGCGAACAGCAGCAACUUUGUGCCAUUCACCAGAAUCUCCUUGUAUCUCAGCAGAGUGUGUUGGCUGAAACGCCACUGGAAUCGGAAUUGUCCGAGCAAUACAAGGCCCUGACCAAUCUGCAUAAUGAAACUUUGUCGAGGAUUAUGCAACGGAAUGGUGAACUGGAGCGCCGCGUUUGCGACUGGAAUUUGUAUCGUCAGCAGCUUAACGCUCUUCUCGAUUGGCUCAGGCAACGAGAGGCCGAAAGGAAUGCCCUGCAAUUACGAUAUAUCCAUCUUAAGCGUGUUCCCCAUCUAAAGGCACGCUUGGAGGGCUUGCUCCAACAGCUUGGCCAAGGCGAACAACAAAGUAAAUCUCUGCUGGCACGCCAACAAGAGUUGUCCCGCCAUUGUGAUGACGCAUUGGCCACAUCCAUGCGUAUGGAACAAGCAAGCAUUACCCAGAGGAUAAGUAAUCUACGAGCUGCAUUGGAGACUUGGCAAGGUUUCCUGCAAAGGAUCACCCAAUUGGCAAAAGACUACGAACACCGAGUCAGUCAGUUGCAAAAGGAGUUCUCUUCGGCGCAACAACUAUUGGAUGCCAAUAGUGAACACUUGCCAACUCAACCCGCGGCCAUAGAACAACUGCUGGGUAAAUUGCGAGCUCAACGUGUCCAAUUGGGUCUCCAAACACAGGGUCUAGAGAGUCUUACUGUGACCCAAGAAGAGCUUAAGGAGUGCAUUAGUCCCCAUGAUAUGAAGGCGAUUCGUCAGCGUAGCUGGUUGCUUUGGCAACAGCAUGCAGAUUUGGAUUACCAACUGGCGGCUCUGAUCAAUGCCAUCGAAGAGCGCCUCUCACUGCUGUCCAAUUAUCAAACUCGCUAUGGACGCAUCUCCCAGUGGCUGCAACGCCUGGAGCAGCGUGUGGAGAGCAAUGCUGAUGCCUCGGCCAUGACAAAUCCCGAACAAGCGGCCAAACAGUUAGAGCAGCAAAUCAACUCCGAACUGCAAUUGCGUGAUAAGGAACGUGAAUGGUUGCUCUCCACCAGCCGUGAGCUAUUGCAACUGUAUGCAGAGCCGGAAAUACGUGGUCAAGUCCAGCAGCAAAGUGAUUCACUCAUUGAUCGCUGGCAACGUCUGAAAUAUUUGUGCAAACAGCGUUCAACCAAAAUAGCAGAACUGAAGAUGACUUUGUUGCGUCUGGAGGAACGCAUAGCCCUGAUCAGGGCUUGGCUAUUUGAGGUGGAAUCACAAUUGGACAAGCCGCUGAGCUUCGAUAGCUACACACCCAAUGUGAUAGAGGCCAAACUGCGGGAGCAUGAACAAAUCCAGCGUUCGAUUGAACAUCAUAGCAGCAAUGUGGGUGAAGUCUUAAAUCUUGUUGAGAUGCUGCUCAACGAUGCAGACAGUUGGCGUACCCAGGUGAACACCUCUGGUCUGGCUAGCUCAGCCCAAAAUCUGGAGCAACGUUGGAAGAAUGUUUGCAGUCAAUCUGCGGAGCGUAAGCAACGCAUUUUAACCAUAUGGAAUCUUCUCCAGCAGCUGAUUAAAUUAACAGCCGAGCACAAGAAUUGGCUGGGCACACAAGAAACGCAAUUGGCUGGAUUUGAGAGAGAUCAGAAAUCCUCAAACAAGCAAAAAAUAGAGGAGCGCCAAAAGGAACUCAAGGCCAAGCUAGAGGAAUUGGACAGUCAGGCGGUGAAUCUGCGUCAGCUGGAGCAUACAUAUGCCAAAUUAACCAUGAGUGCUGGCGUUGAACCCGAGAACAUACAGAAACUCACCCUGCCCACCAAAGUUAUGAUUAGUAAAUGGCGUCAAUUGACUCCACGUUGCCAUGCCCUGCUCGAUGCCAUUGAUAAGGAUGCCAAAAUCUUGCGAGAGUUCCAAACCGCCCAAGCGGAGGCAACUCAAUCGUUAAAUGCCAUACAAAAAGCCCUCGAACAACUGCCCACUGUUGAAGAUCAAAAGAAUUCAAAGUCUGAUCCAAAGGCUGUACUCCAGCGUCUAGAUAGCCUGGAGCGUAAGCUCCAAGAAGCCCAACAGCAUGUCCAACAGGCGGACGCCCUAUCCCAAGAGGCCAAAGCACGUACUAAACAACAACCCCAAUUGAAGCAACUUCUACAAUUGAUUGCCGAUUAUACAACACUCUGGCAGACUGUACAGACCCGUAUCGUCACAUUGAAGACCAAUUGGUUAGCCAAGGCAGCUGCCGCCGGCGCCGCUGCUGCUUCAGCGAUACCCGUUACCGAAGCUGCCAAUGCUGCUGUCCAGGUGAAUACAUUGUCGCAGCGCAAACUGCGUCAGGCACAGCAAAUGCAACGCGAAACCUCCAUCACGGCCAAGGAUGCCUACGGCAUGGAGCUGCAGACAGCGAUUACCGAAUGCCAAAACAAUUUGGAUGAAUUGCAGCGCACCAUAAUCGAUAAAACGCGCAAACCGGGACCCCAGAAGAUAGCCAAACUCUUGGGCAAUGCUCAGUCAUCCACCGAAUUGGUCAAACACUUGAGUCAUCUGCUAAUAACGGAAUGCAACGCCGACAACCAGGCCGCACAAGUUGACGCAGUGGCAGAGCUGGCGUUGCGCUUUGAUACACUGCAAUCGCAGUGGAAAGCGCGACAGCAGCACGAUCAAAAUGCAAGCGAGGUCGGCCGCCUAACCUGUCCGCUCUGCACGCAACGUAAUUGGCAACAGAUCGACAACGAUCUGUGGCGUCUGGAGCAAUGGCUACAAUUUGCCGAGAGUACACAGAAAGCCCAAGGCACUCCGCCCUCGAAUAUUGAACUGCUGGAAGAUGUGACCCAGGAUCAUCGCGAAUUCCUUUUGGACUUGGAGAGUCACAAAUCAAUUAUCUCAUCCCUCAAUGUGGUCGGUGAUCAUUUGGCUACGCACACCCUGGACACGGAUAAGGCGCGUCAAUUGCGCUCUCGUCUCGAAGCGGACAAUGAGCGCUGGAACAAUGUUUGCAUCAAUGCCACCAAAUGGCAGGGUCUCCUACAAACGGCCCUUAUGGGUAACAGUGAGUUCCAUCAGACCAUCGGUGAAUUGGUCGAUUGGUUGCAGUCUACCGAACAGAAUAUCAAGGCAUCCGAACCAGUGGAUCUAACCGAAGAGCGUUCAGUGCUUGAGGCCAAGUUAAAGAAAUUCAAGGAUCUGCGUGCCGAAUUGGAACGUUGUGAGCCGCGUGUGGUUAGCCUACAAGAUGCCGCCGAUCAACUACUACGAUCUGUUGAGGGCUCAGAGGAACAAUCUCAGCAUACCUACGAAAGAACACUUUCCAGAUUAACCGAUCUGCGACUCCGUCUGCAAUCGCUACGUCGCCUCUCCGGCAUCUAUAUUGUCAAGCUUGGCGCUGUGCUGGGCUAUGAGUGCGAUAAUCUGGGUGUCCCAUUGCUAAUACUCUCCAAUGAGCUUUUGGAUAAUACUACAUUAUCAACCUCUUCUAUGCAGGCCGCCGCACCAAACACAGAAAAUGCAAACAACGAAGGCGAUGCUGCCGAUGGCGAUGUCAUCAAUACCACGGUUCUGGCGCGAGGUGCUCGAUUCCUAGGGCGCGUUGCACGUGCUUCCCUGCCCAUACAGGCGCUAAUGUUGCUGCUUUUAGGUGUGGCAACUCUGGUGCCCCACGGUGAGGAUUACACAUGCAUGUUCUCCAACACCUUUGCUCGGAGUCUGGAGCCAAUGUUGUCGUACCCGCAUGGACCACCACCAACGUAAUAAAUCGAACCAAUCUCAAACCUGUCAAAUUAGUUGAAAGUUGCUGGAAAAGCUAAAGAUGUUGUCGGAAAAAAUUAUAAGUUAUAUUUGGAUUAGUGCAGAACAAAAACAAAAACGUCUAACAAAUUAGGAAAAAGUUUUACCUGAAAAUGCCUUUUAGUAAAAGAAAAAUAUCAAAAGAAUGAAUCAACUAAGAACAAGAUGAUAAUUAUCAUCAUGAAAAAAACAUAUUUUAUAAUCAAAAAUUCUUGUACGAAGGAUAUAUAAGGGCAAUCAAAAAAGCAGCCUGUAAAUUUGUAAAUGUUUUUGUAAUUUUCAACAAUUAAAUAUUGGUUUUGAUAGCUAGAGGCAUAUAAUAAAACACAUAA
Molecule: messenger RNA, 63038 nt
Organism: Drosophila willistoni
Lineage: Eukaryota; Metazoa; Arthropoda; Insecta; Diptera; Drosophilidae
Gene: Msp300
Product: nesprin-1
Exons: 28
Coding region: 16-62670 (20884 amino acids)
Biological process (GO): nuclear migration
Cellular component (GO): cytoplasm; meiotic nuclear membrane microtubule tethering complex; nuclear outer membrane
Molecular function (GO): actin filament binding
Source: RefSeq, a predicted model, not a curated record